ACGGUCGCAAGCCCCGCCCCCAGUCUCUAUGCUGUCCCCGCCUUCGCUUAGCUUCUCUGUGUCACGCCCCGCUGGUUGCCAUAGUAACAGCGGCUCACCUCCCCCCUCCCCCUCUCAUGCGGCGCUGCUGUCCGCUAAUAUUUGUAAACAGCCCCGGGGACCCCCCGCCCCAAAACGCCUCCCCCCACCCUCCGGAGCCACCCCCAUCCAAGAUGGCGGCGGGUGGGAGCGGCGGUCUGUCGUUCCCCGGGGUGGUGGGUAACAGCGCCCCCAGCAACCGCAGCGGAUCCUCGGCCUCCUCGUACAACUACAGCGGCGGGGCCUCGGCCUCCUCCCCCGGGAACCAGGCGGCGAUCUCCCCACCGGCGGCCCCUCCCCCGCCCUCGGCCGCCGCAGGCCUCCUCCACCGGGAGCCCGUGUACAACUGGCAGGCCACCAAAACCACCGUGCGGGAGCGCUUCACCUUCCUCUUCAACAACGAGGUGCUCAGCGACGUGCACUUCCUGGUGGGCAAAGGGCUGGGCAGCCAGCGGAUACCGGCACACAGGUAACAGCCUCCCCCCCCCUAUAUAUACACACACACACACACACACCUAGCCCCUAUAUACACACACACCUACAGGUAACAGCCCCCCCUAUAUACACACAACUACAGGUAACAGCCCCCCUAUAUAUACACACACCUACAGGUAACAGCCCCCCUAUAUAUACACACACACCUACAGGUAACAGCCCCCUAUAUACACACACCUACAGGUAACAGCCCCCUAUAUACACACACACCUACAGGUAACAGCCCCUUAUAUACACACACCUACAGGUAACAGCCCCCUAUACACACACACACCUACAGGUAACAGCCCCCUAUAUGGCCACACACACCUACAGGUAACAGCCCCCUAUAUAUACACACACCUACAGGUAACAGCCCCCUAUAUACAAGCACACAAUUCCACAGGUAACAGCCUAUAUACACAAUACCUACAGGUAACAGCCCCUAUAUACACACACACCUACAGGUAACAGCUCUAUAUAUACACACACCUACAGGUGUAACAGCCCCCUUAUAUACACACACACCUACAGUGCACAGCCCCCUAUAUAUACACACACCUACAGGUAACAGCCCCUAUAUAUACACACACCUACAGGUACUGUGCCCCCCUAUAUACACACACACCUACAGGUAACAGCCCCCUAUAUACACACACCUACAGGUAACAGCCCCCUACAUAUACACACACCUACAGGUAACAGCCCCAUAUAUACACACACACCUACAGGUAACAGCCCCCUAUAUACACACACCUACAGGUAACAGCCCCCUUAUAUACACACACACACACCUACAGGUAACAGCCCCCCCACACCUACAGGUAACAGCCCCCCUAUACACACACCUACAGGUAACAGCCCCUAUAUAUAUACACACACCUGCAACAGCCCCCUAUAUACACACACACACCUACAGGUAACAGCCCCCUAUAUACACACACCUACAGGUAACAGCCCCCAAUAUAUACAGGUGCACAGCCCCCCCUAUAUACACACACCUACAGGUAACAGCCCCCCUAUAUACACACAACACCCUAUAUAUACACACACCUACAGGUAACAGCCCCUAUAUACACACACCUACAGGUAACAGCCCCUAUAUAUACACACCUACAGGUAACAGCCCCCUAUAUAUAUAACAGCCCCCCCUAGUAUAUACACACACACCUACAGGCAAUGUAACAGCCCCUAUAUACACACACACCUACAGGUAACAGCCCCCAUACACACACCUCCACAGGUAACAGCCCCCCUAUACACACACACACCUACAGUAACAGCCCCCUAUAUACAGGUAACACACACACACCUACAGGUAACAGCCCCCUAUAGCCCCCUAUAUAUACACACACACACACCUUACAGGUAACACACCACCUACAGGUAACAGCCCCCCUAUAUGGGCCACACACCUACAGGUAACAGCCCCCUAUAUAUACACACACCUACAUAACAGCCCCUAUAUAUACACACACACACCUACAGGUAACAGCCCCCCUAUAUACACACACACACCUACAGGUAACAGCCCCUAUACACACACCUACAGGUAACAGCUCUAUACACACACCUACAGGUAACAGCCCUCCCCCUAUAUAUACACACCUAAGCAGGUACAGCCCCCCUAUAUACACACACACACCUACAGGUAACAGCCCCCUUAUAUACACACACCUACAGGUAACAGCCCCCUAUAUACACACACCUACAGGUAACAGCCUAUACAUACACACACACACACACCUACAGGUAACAGCCCCUAUAUACAGCCCCCUAUAUACACACACACCUACAGGUAACAGCCCCCUAUAUAAACACACACCUACAGGUAACAGCCCCCAAUAUACACACACCUACAGGUAACAGCUAUAUACACCUACACAGGUAACACACACCUAUAUACACACACCCAGGUAACACACCCUAGCCUCUAUACACACACCUACAGGUAACAGCCCCUACAGGUAACACAGCCCCCAGGAGUACACAGCCCCCUAUAUACACACACCCCCACAACAGCCCCUAUAUAUACAGCCCCCCAGCAGGUAACACCCCCUACAGGUAACACCCCAGGUAACACCCCUAUAGGUACACACACACCCUACAGGUAACACACACCCUACAGUCUCCUAUAUACACACACCCACAUAUACAGGUAACAGCUCCCCUAUAGGUACACACACCCCAGGUAACACACACCUAUAGGUAACAAUAUACACACACACCCAGGUAACACACCCCCUAUAACACACACCUAUAUACACCCCAUACACACACACCCCCAGGUAACAGCCCCCUAUAUACACACACCUACAGGUAACAGCCCCCCUAUAUACACACACACCUACAGGUAACAGCCCCCUAUAUUACACACACACCUACAACAGCCUCCCCCUAUACACACACACACCUACAGGUAACAGCCCCCUAUAUAUACACACACCUACAGGUAACAGCCCCUAUAUAUAUACACACACACCUACAGGUAACAGCCCCCCAUAUACACACACACACACAGCCCCCACACACAACCUACAGGUAACAGCCCCCCAUACACACACACCCAGGUAACAGCCCCCCAUACACACACCUACAGGUAACCAUAUAUACCUACACACACACCUUACAGGUAACAGCCCCCUAUAUAUACACACACCCCUACAGGUAACAGCCCCUCAUACACACACUCCACAGGUAACAGUUCCCUAUAUAUACACACACCCACAGGUAACAGCCCCUAUAUACACACAACAGGUAACCCCCCUAUAUAUAUAUACACACACCUACACACACACCUACAGUAACAGCCCCCACACACCUACAUAUAGCCUCUAUAUAUACACACCUACAGGCACAUAUACACACACACCUACAGGUAUAUACACACAGCCCCUCAUAUACACACACACCUACAGGUAAUGCCCCUAUACACACACCCACAGGUAACAGCCCCCCUAUAUACACACACCUACAGGCACAGCCCCCCAUAUACACACACCCACAGGUAACAUAUACAGGUAACACACACACACACCUGUGCACAGCCCCUAACAGAAGCCCCCUAUAUACACACACCCACAGCACAGCCCCCUAUAUACACACACACACCUACAGGUAACAGCCUAUAUACAGGUAACACCCCCACACCUACACACACACCUAUAGGUACAGCCCCCAGGUAACAGCCCUCCCCCUAUAUACACACACCACAGGUGUAACACAGGUAACAGCCACACACACCUAUAGUAACAGCCCCUACAUACACACACACACCCACAGGUAUAUAUACACACACACACCCACAGGUAACAGCCUCCUAUACACACACCUAUGGUAACAGCUCUUAUAUACACACACCCACAGGUAACAGCCUCCUAUACACACACACCCACAGGCAACAGCCCCCCUAUAUACACACACACCUACAGGUAACAGCCCCACUAUAUACCUACAGGUAACAGCCCCUAUAUACACACACCUACAGGUAACAGCCCCUAUAUACACACAGCCCCCAUAUACAGGUAACCCCCAUACACACACCCCUAUAUACACACACACCUACAGGUAACAGCCCCCUAUAUACACACACCUACAGGUAACAGCCCCCACACACACACACCUACAGGUAACAGCCCCUUAUAUACACACACCUACAGGUAACAGCCCCCUAUAUACACACACACACCUACACAGCCUCUAUAUACACACACCUACACAACAGCCCCCUAUAUAUACAGCCUCCUAUAUACACACACCUACACACAGUAACAGCCCCCUAUAUACACACACACCUACAGCAACACCUAUAUACAGGUAACAGCCCCCUAUAUACACACACACACCUACAGGUAACAGUAGCCCCCCACACACACACACACCUACAGGUAACAGCCCCCCUAUAUACACACACACCUACAGGUAGCUCCCCCCUAUACACACACCUACAGGUAACAGCCCCCCACACACACACCUACAGGUAACAGCCCCUAUAUAACAGCCCCCCUAUAUACACACACCCCAAGCAGGUAACAGCCCCUAUAUACACACACACCUACAGGUAACAGCCCACACCUACAGGUAUAUACACACACCUACAGGUAACAGUAACAGCCCCCUAUAUACACACACACACACGCUUACAGGUAACAGCCCCCUAUAUACACACACACGCCACAGGUAACAGCCCCUAUAUAUACACACACACACCUACAUGCUGUAACAGCCCCCCUACACCUAUACACACACACACACACCUACAGGUAACAGCCCCCCUAUAUACACACACACACCUACAGGUAACAGCCCCCUAUAUACACACAGCUACAGGUAACAGCCCCCCCUAUAUAUACACACACUAAAACAGGUAACAACAGCCCCACCUAUAUACACACACACCUACAGGUACAGCCCCACCUAUAUACACACACACACAUUGUAACAGCCCCCUAUAUACACACACCUACAGGUAACAGCCCCCCCUAUAUACACACACCUACAGGUAACAGCCCCCCCUGUAUACACACACCUACAGGUAACAGCCCCAGUCCACUGCCCUAUAUACACACCUAUAGGUAACAGCCCCCGGCAGCUGCCCUAUAUACACACCUAUAGGUAACAGCCCGCUGCCCUAUAUACACACCUAUAGGUAACAGCCCGCUGCCCUAUAUACACACCUACAGGUAACAGCCCCCGGCAGCUGCCCUAUAUACACACCUAUAGGUAACAGCCUCCCGGCAGCUGCCCUAUAUACACACCUAUAGGUAACAGCCUCCAGCCCGCUGCCAUAUAUACACACCUAUAGGUAACAGCCCCGGCAGUUGCCCUAUAUACACACCUAUAUAUAGAUAUAAUGCCCUCUAUAUACACACACCCACCCAUAUAUAUAUAUAAUAUGUCCUCUAUUUAUAAUGCCCCUAUACACACACCCACAUAUAUAUAUAUAAUAUACACCCACAUAUAGAUAUAAUGCCCUCUAUAUACAAACUCACCCAUAUAUAUAUAUAUAAUUGCCCUCUAUUUAUAAUGCCUCCUAUACACACCUACAGGUAACAGGCCCCCCCUAUAUACACACCUACAGGUAACAGCCCUCCCCUAUAUACACACCUACAUAUAUAUAUAUAUAUAUAUAUAUAUAUAUAUCCCUCUAUUUAUAAUGCCCUCUAUACACAUACCCAUAUAUAUAUAAUCGCCUCCUAUACACACCCAUAUAUAUAGAGCUCUCUAUAGAUAUGCCAUCUUUUUAUUUAUAAUACCCUCUACACACACAGAAUUAUAACCCUCUCCAUAAAUAUAUAUGUGUGUGUGUUUAUACAUACAUAAUAUAUAAAAGCUUUUACUAUGAAGUCAUAAUUCCUAAACACAUGGUGUCUAAACCCUUUGCUAAAUUUUAGGGGCUAGAUGAUUUUGUUAAAACACCCACUUUGUUGUGAUGAGACUCCUUGCGUGCACCUUUGCGGGUUGGUAACCUCUCUGCAACCCUGGGUAUCAACUGGACAUUGACACAAUCAGUAACUAUUAAAGUUAGACUGUCAUUAAUGAGUUCUUAGCACACAGUCCAUUAACCAGUAUGAGUUGGCUAUGGGUUGUUCUUUUUUUUUGUUAACCCCUUCACCCCAGAUGUUUGAGGCAUUCUAUAAAAUUUUCAGUAAAAUGUUCUGUGCUGUAUGUAUCAGUGCGUGCGCCCAUACAGUACCAAAGAAGAAUUGCCUGCGUACACAUGCGUCUGUACUGUAUCUCUGUGCAGAAGCCACAGCACGCAUAAAUCUAAACAGAGAAGUGAUGCAGCGGUAAUUCAUAUCCGUAUACACCUAAAUAACAUUCACUGGGUUGGAGGAACAAGGAACUGUCUGAAAUACAGUUACUCUUUAAAAGAACGCAUUAAAUGUGAAUCAUUAACUUAAGAUUGCCCUUUUUAAAAUUUCCUUUAUCAUUUUAACACAAAGUAUAGGAGGAGGUUGCAUUUUUGUACAUGAAUGUUAGCUGUAACCAUUCUAGGAGGUGCUAGUUUAGUAUCUUGUGUAGUCAAGAUGUUCAUAGAUUAGGAGCAGUAGUUGGAUAGUGUUUAGCAAAACUACGAUAUUGGAUACAAAAGCAGAGUGAAAAGUAGGGUAAGUAGAACAUAGCUGGAAUUAACAUUUUUAUAUUAUGUACAUAUUCAUAUGUUUAACAAAUAUCAAACUGUGAGGUUUGAAAAGUGAGCUACACUGUAGAAAUCCAUACCUCUUCAUGUUGCAAAUGGGUAUCUCCAUUCUAGCUCCCUGUCAAUCAUUGUUUUAAGCUCCGUCAUUUGUACCACAGUCGGCAUACAGAAAAGAAUGUUUCUAUCGCCUCUUCAUAUGCAAUGUUUGCCAUGGCUUUCCCUUGUUUGAACUGGAUUUUGACGGUAUUUGCUAAAUCUUUAAUAUUUUAAAGAAAACAGGAUCUCCUGAAAGGAAAGGGUAACACAAGUUCUAGGUGAUUUUCAGUGGUGUAAAUUAAAUAAAAGUGACAUUUUUACUUUUAAGAUAAACUCCCUAAUGUGGGAAUUUUAGGAGUAGAUGGGAAAUGAAAUAUGCGAAUGAUCUAAUUAAUUAAAAACAAAUUGAUGGGAAAGUUUCUUACUAUUCUAUUGGCCUUUUUUUUUUUGCCUCAUGUUUGUGUUUCAGUUUUCAAUCCGGUACAUUUCAGAGUUUUACCAAACAUUGAUGUGUUUCAAUGUAGGAUACAAGUCUUGUGUACACAUUCCUAUAGCCCUUAAGUAUAUUAUGUGAUUACAGAGUAAAGUGCUAAAUAAAUGAUUAUGCAGGGAGGGAUGUUAAAUGUAUAUAGUUUAAAGCCAGUGACGUGUGUUGGGCAGGCAGGCUCUUUUUAGUCCUCUUAUAUAUUUAUUUUCUUCAUUUACCCCCUACACGUAGGCAAAUGGCAAUGAAGGUGGUGUAGGGGAGGCUGCAAAAGUUCCUCAGAUGGGACACCAAGGUAGUGCUUAGCGGGAGGUAUAUUGGCGCAAAGGUUUCAGGUGGACCCAAUCACUUAUGUAUAGUAUAGGGCUAUUCCAGCUAGGGAAGCAAAAAUAUAAGUGUUAUACUACACAGUGUUGCACUAUGUUAUAUUUUUGCUUCCCUAGCUGGAAUAGCCCUAUACUACACAGUGUUGAAUUGAAGAUCGGAGGAGAUCUGCGGGCAUAUCCUAUGCUAUUGAGGGAAGUUGCUAAUAUUUAUAUUUUCCCAUUAUAAUCACUUUUUGGGAGAAACAGUGUUAUUGCAUGUGGACACCAGAAACACUUUUUGCAAAUUUGUGAGAGAUACUAUUUUAUCAAAUUGUCGGACCCAGUCACUUAGUUGGUGGAUGAUGUGACUAAUGUGGAUCUCGCAGCUCCUGUCCUAUAUUUUUCCAGGUAUAUUUAUUAUACUGAUAGAUGGCAGUGCCAGGGAAGAAAUGGUCACAUUCUCCUGUGCCAGUGAAUUACCUCUGUUAAUACUCUCCUGUGUCUGGGAAAAUAGAGGUACUUGGAACCUCAUGUCAGGAAAUGUCAUAUGCUUGAACCACAUAUCAGUGUUGCCAUCUGACACAGGGGAAUACCCAAUCACUUACCUGUGUACUUUACAGUAUAUUGUUUAAAUAUUUAUGUUGCUGGAUACUCUAGUGCCAAAGAGGCUGGUUAUUUUGCCAGUCUAGGUUUACAUAAUUUUUCCUUUUUCCUUUAGCCUUGCUAAUCACUAAUGCUUCAGAUCGCAGCCGCUGGUAUUCCUAGCAUGUGCUCUCACUCUUUGAGUGCCGAAACUCUAAACACACACGCAACAUGGCCAUUGCACACAUUCAGCAUGCAUACACUGAAGGGGGCAGAGGGCAAGAUACAGGUUAUUCACUAAACGCAGAAUUUUUAGAAAGUAAUUCUGAAUGUUUUUCAUUUUGAUUUAAUGGUAAUUUGUGAAAAUUAAAAGUCUAGUGAAUAUUAUCAUUGUCCAAGGCUCUAUGUGGCCCCAAUUUUUUUAAACUAAAAUCAUUUUGUGCAGGGCAAGUAGAUUGGGCUACCGCUUUAGAUUUUUUUUUUUUUUAAACUCCUCCCCCCCCCCUCUUUUCCUAUCACAACUGUUAUGGAAACCAAAUUAAUGCAGGAAAUUUAAUUUUAUACCGCCAAAUCUCCUGACUAUGUAUCUGAGCAGUGACAACUGAACUGCAACCCCCAUAAUACAAACUGGCCACAAACAACUGCGUUGCAGUGAUUUAUCAGAUGAGAUCAACAUUGCCACAGAAAAUCACUUAAAAAUGUAAUGGGGAGGAGUCAUUAGCACGGUCAAUGUCGUAGGAGUUCUCCAAAUGGCUGGGAGACCUAAUGCUGAUUCCAGAUGAUUUUAUGUCUCCAUAGCAACAAGGCACCAUUCACACUUGUGUGCAUUAUUCGAACUUGAAUCUAGUAUGCCAUAAAGCAAACUGAUGUGUAAAAUGAACAAAACGCAGAGGCUACAUCAUAAAGAAUAGUGCUAAUUACAAUUGCACCGUUUAGCAUUUAUGUAUCGUGCAAGUCUACACAAUAAUUACUAUAUGUGCAUAGAUAUUAUUGCACUCAAAAUCAAAGUACAUAUAUAAUGGAAAAAAGUAUUGGUAGACUUUAAUACGGUAUCAGAAAAAUAUAAAAAUGUUAGCCUAAAACAAAAGGGAACGUUUUAAAGAUGUAAAAUUUUUGCAAUGUGGCUUUUUAAUAUAUGAAAUAAAAAUGUCAUCUCUUGUGUCUUUUAUUUGGGAUGUAAAAAAAUAACACUUUCUUUCUACUCUACCUCACUCAACUUCACAGCCCUCCAGCCCACAUCAUGUAGGUGGCAAGUAAAGUAAAUUGGGCGCAGAGUUUGAAAUUGUAGCAACACACUUGUACUCUUGCAAGUGAAGAAAUGAGACUUAAAUGGGCACUCUGGGCAGCGAUACAACUGUAAUUCAUUUUUAUAUAGAUUUUGUCCUCAUUAAUAUGCUGCAUUUUUUUAAUGCUGAAAUCUUUUUAGUUUUUUUGCACAAAAAAUAAUGCUUUGCAGGAUGCAUCAGUAUAAGCCUGCCUCUUUAGUCACGCCUCCUCACUCCAUAAAAAGACUUCCUCAUCAAAUGUAUGGACACAGCUCCGAGAGUACUGAAUAAUCUGAACUAGGGAUCGACCGAUAUUGAUUUUUUUUUCAGAGACGAUACUGAUAAUCUGUUAACUUUUAGGCCGAUAGCCUAUCAUUUACGGAUAUUCUGUAUUUUUUUUUCAUUAAGUAGUAAAUGCAAAAAAUAUAAAUACCAGUCAGAUUUUUUUUGUUUUCAAGAAUAUUUAGUGUUCCUCUCCCUUUCUGUUCCAGAUCCUUGGUGUACCUCUCCCCUCCCUAUCCUGUCCCUUAGUGUUCCUUUCCCCUCACCUGUCUUCACUGUCCCUUAGUGGUCCUCUUUAGUGUGACAUCCCCUUCCUCCCCGCCCCCUUGUGGUCCUCUCCCCUCAUUGGGUGUGCCUCAUUAUCUUUCUUGUAGCGUGACCAAGCACAGCAGACCGCGGUACAGGAGCUUCAGUUUCCUGUGCCCAGUCGGACUGACAGGAAGUGCUCUCUCGUUGAGUACUUCCUGUCAGUCUGGCCGGGUACAGGAAACUGAAGCUCCUGUACCACAGUCCACUCUACUCAACUGUGUGACUGGUAGGGGAUACCUGCCCGUCACUCGAUUCUUGUGCCCCCAGAGCCGGUGCGGCCUAAGAAGGCUACCUGCGCAGCCUUAUGGACGCGCCAGCCCUGAGUGCGUUGGGCUACCGCCGCCUCUCACAUUAUCGGCAAUAUCGGUAUCAAUAGUGGCCGAUACCGAUAUUUGCCAAAAUCUGGAAUAUCGGCUGAUAUUUCGAUUAUUGGUCUAUCCCUAAUCUGAACUACAAAGCAUCCUGCAUUAGGAUAGAACAGCAGGAAGAUAUGGAAGCAAUAUAGUAAUAUCAUCACUACCUGUUUGUAGGUUUUCUGAGUGUCUGCAGCGAGGUUAUGAAAUAAAAACAGAUCACUCAGUGCUGUUGGCGAUGAGACAGUGUGCAUACAUUUGAUAAGGAAGUCUUUCUGGCCUUAAAAUGUCUUGAAGUUGUUUUAGUGCCCGGAGUGUCCCGAUUAGGAAGCUUCAUACUAUCGAAUAAGAUCACCAUUGCUACGCGGUUCAGUGAAUAUUUUAAUUGUCUAAAUUACUUCCUAAUUUAUUGACCAAAUCUCUGCAGAUGCUGCAAAACCUAAUUAUUCGCAACAAAUACAAGAACAGAAUCGAAGUAUAAGUUCUAAGAUUUAUUUUAAAAUCUUUAUGAAAUGCACUGGGAUUGCAUUCGAAUACCAAUGCUGACAAGAUAUAAGACCAAUAGAGAGAAGUUUGUUUUAUUGUAAAGCUAUAAAUUAACAAAAGGAUGACGAGCUUCACGGUCAAGUUUUUUUUAUUAUUAUACAGCUCUUGCCAGCAGUGGCUAUGAUCUGGAUCAUUGCUAGAUUUGAUCUAUAUGGACAGGGGGACCAUGUCCACCAUGUUUUCAGGGACAGAUAUCAUGAAAAUAGUCACCUAGUAGUAUGUAGAAUUCAGAAGGUGUAUAAGGUGAGUAAUUAUGAAUAAUCCUGCAGAAUAUGCAAUAUAUAUACUGCAUGGCAUCCUUUUCCAUGCAUUCUUUUUUUUUUUUUUUUUAUUAUAUGACAAAAUUGUGUGUCCCUGAAAACAUGGUAGAUCUGGUCACCCUUUCUAUGGAAGCUUACACGAUCUUGUGCAUCCCCUUGCGCCUCUGCUGCAUCCCUAGACUAUCCCACAUGUGGCAGAGACGCCAUGCAAAGAUCUCCAAAAGUGACAGCGUUGCUUUUUUUUUUUUAAUUCUUUAUUUUUGUUGUGCACAAUAUUAACAAAUAACCUUGCUGCGCCGCAACAGCGACAUCAGGGUGAAUUGGUGAACAUUUGCAAUACAAGUUGUGGCAUUCGCUAGACAGGCACAUUUUUAUGUUAGAGAGAUCAGUAUUUCAAUAGGUUUGCAUUAUUCAGUACAUAGCUUGGCAAAAACACAUGUUAAGAUUGCUGCACAUUUUUUAUAAGACAAGAAGUGUUAACAAAAUGGUUAUAUUCAUUGCUUAUGGAGGGAAACUAGUGUGCUGCCUUAUGGAUAUGAUUACAGGUGUCGAGGAUUCAAGCUGGGUAAUGCAGCGAGGAGCUCUGUACAACUUGCCAGUGAGUAGGUAGUAUAGGACAUGAAAUUAAACACUUAUUCAAGGUGAGGUCGCUCAUUAACGAAGCUCCUGGCACUAAUCAUCAGCUAGAGGAUAGCUUAAUUAACAUAUCAAUGUAGCGUGCAGUAGUAAGUAUGAAUAUUUAUAAAUUAAAAAGUAAAAAUCAAAACCACCGGUGAUAGACCUGGCCCUAUGCAUGACACUGUCCCAGAGUACUGCUUGUUCCAUCUGUGUUAUACUGUAACAUAGGGGGGCACUGCCUGGUCGGCAAGUCCGAGGCUGGGGUCGGCCAUCUUCAUUGGGUGAUGAGGUAUGGAGGUCUGUGUAUGAGAGUCUCAUAGUGUGGGCGAGCCGCUUGUUGGUUAGUGGCGUUUAGUUAGCCGAUGGGCUUUAUUGCUUUGGCGUCGGCUUAAGUCAUUGGUUUGGUAGGUUUUCCAUAGGUGCCGCCAGUGGGUCGCUUCAGUCUACCCUUUUCCAGGCCCAGCCUCUGGGAUGUCAGGUGAGUGGUGCUUCCAUGGGCUCCAUUCGCCCACGAUACCCUCCAUCUCCUGCCCCAACCUGUUCUCCGUGCAGUCAGAGGGCAUGAUCGUGUGCAGACUUAUUUAGUAAGGGUGUGGCUCAGCGGGUUGUUUUCGUCUGCAGGCAUGCAAGGUUGUGUGGUGUAGUGCAGAUCGCAAUGCUUUGUAGGGCGAUGAUUCCCUCCGGUGGGGACCGGGAUAACCCCCCGGUCAAUGGGGGGGGGGAAGCGAGGCCUGUGAGGUUCAUCACAAGGUUGUUGCGUGGUGGCCAGGUUCGCAAACAGGACGGCGGCCAUCCGUCCUGCUCUCCACUCCCAUAGGCCGCAGACCCUGAAGUCCCAUAUCGCAGGGGGGUCUGGCACGCCCGAUCUCAGGGUCCGCGGUGGCUCCAGCUUCUGCCCGGAUGCUUGUUACAGCUUCAGGUCACUCAGCUUGCUUUAUUGCUUAAGUUUUUAGUCAUAGUGGACCAGCUCUAUCAGGAGCCUCUCAGGCCUGUGACCGGGUCAGCAUGGCGGUCAGGCCCCGCCCCCGACAGCGUUGCUUUAAUGCAAUAAAAACAUUUUUUGUUUGUUUAAAGUCAAUAUCAAGCUGGUAUGUUUCGAUUGGUUGAUUUUGUUUUCUGUUUUCCUGCUUUACAUCCUUUUUUAUUUCAUUACAUUUUCUUGGGGUUUGCCUGGGCUUUUUGUUUGUAGCCUUUAAGAAAAUUCUAAUUAAUGGACACUGUAGGUUACACUUGUCUUGUUUUCCAUUUGCUAGGUUUGUCUUGGCGGUUGGAAGUGCAGUCUUCGAUGCCAUGUUCAAUGGUGGCAUGGCCACAACAUCCACAGAAAUUGAAUUACCAGAUGUUGAACCAGCUGCUUUCCUUGCACUUUUAAAGUAAGUUUUGCAUCAUAAACCAAAAUACAGUUCUACUCUAAGACACCACAAAAUCAAAAUGAUCUGCUUUUAAAUGGUGACACCAUAAUAAUGUUGCUGAAGAACGUAAAGUCCAACACACCACAUACUAAUGUACUAAAUGUUAACUUUCUAAUACUACCAAGAGGGACUGAUAGAAGAGUAUGCCUUCCUAAAUAAGGGCAAAGUUAUGGCGCUUGGAGUCCAUCAGUGCUGUUGGCUGGAUAGACCAGACCAGUGGUGCUAUAGUUGACUCAAAUUAAUUUUGUCCAAAUUGUUAAACUUUAGAUGGCUCACUCUCUCCUCUCUGGAGGUGGCUACACUGCAGACUGCUCAUGAGUGGUCCUACACUCUGCACUAAUAAACAGUGAGUUCAGCUGUUUGUAAAACGAUAGCAGCUAUGGUAUGUCUGCCAUCCUUUUAUAAUACAGUUCCAUUCAUCUUCUGUGAUACGGGUUUGAAUGAUAAGAUCACUCCCCUUAGACCAGAAAGAGAUGCUCCUGAUGGAAACCUCUCUGAUGAGGAAGGAGUAUGUGGGGGUGUAGCCUCUAAGCAUUCAUAGUAAGUGACAAUCCCUCUAGGUUCAAAAGGAGGGUUCGUUUGUGGCAAUAACCUUAAUAGGAUUUAUAGAGUACCUGAAAAUGUCUGCUUUGGGUAUUGUUUGGAGAAUGAUAAAUAACCCCAAGCAAAUUAGAUUUUAGAGUCCUCUAUACCUUUCAUAGAACUAAAUGUGUUGCUUUUUUAAUAUAUAUAUUUUUUUAAAUAAUCUAGCUUUGUUUGAAACUAAAAAGGAUAAAUUGACAAAUAAUAUAUUUAAUGUUUUUAACAGAAACACAAAUUAUGGCAUUAGCUUUACGUUCCAUGCUUUAAUUCUAAAACUGGUACAGUAACCUUUUCUUCAAAUGUAAGCUGCAAUAUAUCCCAAAAUAAAUGCUGCAAAACCCCUUCAGCCAACUAUUUCCAAUACCAAAGGUGUGUCUGUGGUAUUUGGUUUUCUGUUGCUGAAUCUUGAGCCAGAGAUUCACGUGAACUAUAUACAGAAAGAGAUGCCUCUGGGGAGCAUGUUACAAUGACACAAUAUCAUGGUAUAGAAAAUGCUAUUUAUACAUUAUACAUAUAUCAUUCUAUGUAAAUCCCUUCAUGCCAUUAGGGCGGUCCAUGUUGUCCUAAAAAUAUUAAAACUGUUAAGACUACAUGGUAUGUCCCGCAUUUUUUUUGGUGAGGGUAUAAGAACUAAUAAAGUAAAUAUUGUGCUGUAAUAAUGAAACCCUUUUCUCAUGCAGGCUUAAAAGGGAUACUCCAGGCACCCAGACCACUUCUGCCCAUUGGAGUGGUCUGGGUGCCAACUCCCACUACCCUUAACCCUGCAAGUGUAAUUAUUGCAGUUUUCAUUAACUGCAAUAUUUACAUUGCAGGGUUAUGUCCUCUUUCACUUCCGUGUUCAUAGAACAUGAAAAGUGUUUCAAAACGACGCUGGACGCCCUCACGCUAUGUGAGGAGCUCCAGCAUCGCCGAAAUCCCCAUAGGAAAGCAUUGUAUAAUUCGCAUUAGGUCUCCCCUGCCGACGGCCGUGCAUGCGCAUUAGGUCUCUGGCAGGGGAGGAGUCUAGGCAGAGCCUGACGCAGCGCCGAGGGACAUCGGCGCUGGACUCCGGUAAGUCACUGAAGGGUUUUAACCCCUUCAGCAACUUGGGAUGGGGGGGUGGGAGGUAGAGGGGCACUGUAGAAUCCCUUUAAGAGUCACUGUCAGGGGAGGUGUGGCUAGGGUUGUAUAAAUAGAAACCUAUAUGGCAGAUACUUGAGCAGUGACGCUGCAGGCUGAUAAAGGUUGCCUACCCAGAUUAAUAAACUAAUACUGUUUUUAUUAAGCAAAAUUUUUGGUGCUUAGAGUACUCCUUAAGAGAUAAGUGCAUAUCAAUGUGCUUACUCAUGUUAGUAGCUGAAACUUUGCCUUGAGUCAUGAUUCCUACAGAUCAUAAGCGGUUUUUGAGAUUUAUGCCAAAAUACAUGUCAAAUACAGUAGUUCUUACAUCUAACACAAACAUUGCUUUCAGGUUUCUGUACUCUGACGAGGUGCAGAUCGGUCCCGAGACUGUCAUGACUACGCUGUAUACAGCCAAGAAAUACGCAGUUCCUGCCUUGGAGGCACAUUGUGUUGAGUUUCUCAAGAAGAACUUGCGUGCUGAUAAUGCCUUCAUGUUGCUUACCCAGGUAUAUAAUAUUUGGGGAGGUGGAGUUAAUGCCAUUUACCAAAGCUUUGUAAUUCACCAAUUUAACUAAUUAACCCCUUUAAGGACACAUGACAUGUGUGACAUGUCAUGAUUCCCUUUUAUUCCAGAAGUUUGGUCCUUAAGGGGUUAACAGAGUUUCUCCUCCUAAAAUGUUGUCAGAUUAAACUAUGUACAAUAAUCAGUUUCCUUUGACCAUCGCCUUGGACAGCAAUUUCUCCAAAAUGAAACAUUCUAUUUACUUUGCAUUGUACUAUAAACAUAUUUAAGGAUUAAUUUGAGUCAAUCUCUCUCCUGCUCCCCCUCCCAUAUUGUUUGGGGGGUUAAUGGUUAGGUAUAUAGAUAUAAUUUUAGUAAUUUAUUUAUUCAAAAUCUGAAACCAUAAAAAUCACUGCUGCAUUGAUUCCACAAUGUCUGUCUUUUUUUUUUUUAAAAUACAUUUUAUAAUUACUUUUUUCCUUCCAGGCUCGGCUCUUUGAUGAACCUCAGCUAGCCAGCCUUUGCCUCGAAAACAUAGACAAGAACACGUCCGAUGCCAUAAAUGCGGAGGGAUUUACUGACAUUGAUUUAGGUAAUUUCCUUAAAGCAUUUAACCAUGAGCACCAAAGGACUGGUCUGUUACUGGGAGAGUUUGUUAGUUUGGUGAUGAAGUUAUUUUUCUAUGUCUUUGUUUCUUUGCUGUUAUUGCAUGUCCGUGUAUAAGAAGGGUAAGGGUUGCAGGUAUUUCAGUGCCUUACGCUGGUCAUGAUUUACCCGUAUACUGUCACAAAUAUUAUAUAUGCACUCACACAAUGGAAUGUAAACGUGUAAUGUUAACAUAAUAUGCAUAACAUUUCUGUGAGGUGUGCACUUGGGGAUCACGUUAAAGAGGUGAUGCCACAUAAUAUGGGAGGGGACCCCACCUUCUUUAAUAAACCCUAGUUAAUGGUUUUGAUGUAGCAAGAAUUCUAAUUGCACUUUAUUUUGUGAAAACAAUUGCUGAUAUUCAGUUACACCUCUCUAACUUACUAUGCAUAUGUCACUCACAGUCAGCAUGUAUGUGUAAGCAGAAAUAUUUUAACCUCUCUGUAGUUGUAUAUAUGUGACAGAAAUAUAGCAUGAUCCAGUUUAUACAGCUGUAUUGAAGUGGAGUGUUCUUUUAACUGGUUACUCUGUUACUACAUUUUUAGUGUUUAUCACAAAUCUUAACAAGUACUUGAAAAUAUUUUCCUGAGUUCAGCUAUUAGUCUUAAACUUUCUAUUUCAUUGUCAGUUCACCAUUUCUUGGUUUAGUAAAUAUCCCCACAAGGUAAAACAUUUUUUGAAAAUCCACUUAAUAUUGUGUUUUCCUAAUGAAAAUUCAUGACGUGUUAAAGGGUCAGUCUAGGCAACAUAAUCACUAUCAUAAUAACUACCACCACUUUAGGACUCUGACUCUUAACUGGAUGAUGAUACCAUGGGACCUCUGGUACCGUAACCAUAACACAGUGUGCUAUAGUAUUCAUGGUGUGUAGACUGACCUGUUAAUGGGUGAAAGGCUUCCUAUUUUAUUAGCUGUUAAACUGAUCUGAGUCUUUAUAUCAAUUUGCUAAUAUGGCUAUUCACAAAAUGGCUACAUUUGGAAAUCUGACCUCCUUCCUCCCUGGCUGAGGUCAUCAGUGUCUAUGAGCUCUGCCAAUCCAGUGCUUCCCCAUUAGGAGACCAGAGCACACUGCACUACGUUAAUCAAAUGCUCUCUAUGAGAGUUAUAAGCAAGUUUAACACACAGCAUGACAGCCACUAGAGGUGCGUAAACCCUGCAAUGAAAACCUUUCUGUUCCUGCAAACCGCAAUGUUUUCAGUUACACCGUUAAACAGACUGGGACGUAGCACCCAGAGCACUUCAUUGAGAUGACCUGAUCUGAGUGCCCAUAGAGCUCCUUUAAAAUACAUUUUUGUUUCAUUUACUUACACUUAAUACAUCUGUAACAUUUAAUUAGGGAAGUAAUAGCUAUUCAACGUGAUGUAAUUUCAAGUUGUUUACUGUUAUUUACCUUUUUGUUAAAGUAUAUACCUUCUUAAGGAUCUCUCCAGUGGCAAAAUUAGAUGAGGUGUCCAGGUGAGAAGAAAAUUUCAUGAACAGCUGCUGCACAGUUAGUUCUAAAAUAGCCUUGAACACUAUAACAUUUUAACACUCUGUUUUCAUUUUAAAACCUUUGUUGUCUGUUGUAAGACUGAAGCACCCUGUAAAACGUAUUUAUUUUUUUAAUUAUAAUGUGACUGGAUUUCUCCUGUGUAUUGCACUGAGCUCUGCUUUUCCUUGAUGGCCUACAGCACCGCUCCCUUGUGCUCUUCUUGCAGACACGUUGGUUGCGGUGCUGGAACGAGACACUCUGGGGAUCCGCGAAAUCCGACUGUUUAAUGCAGUGGUGCGCUGGUCAGAGGCAGAGUGCCAGCGGCAGCAGCAGCCCAUCACCUCUGAGAAUAAACGCAAGGCCCUCGGCAAGGCGCUCUCUCUCAUUCGCUUCCCACUUAUGACUAUCGAAGAAUUUGCUGCAGGUAUAUGUAAAGUAAUGUCUGUGGUGCCACGUGAUUUAAAAAAAAUAAAAUAAAAUUAUUAGUGUCUGAUUCUGUAAUUGGAUCAUAAUUCUGAAAGUGGAAGUUAUAUUUUAAGUUUAGAUAAAGUACAUAUAUUGUAGAGCUCCUUAAAAUAUCCUUAUUUUUAUAACGCACAAUAUAGCCAAUGUAGCGUGCUUAGUAAAUAAUAAAUAGUGUAAAUAGAACAUAUUUUAAUGACUUCACGGCAGAUUGCCUUUCUUACCUUGUCAUUUGAAAUUGUGACACACGGCUUUAAGUGUAAACAAAGCUGAUCUGUCCUGCCUGAGACAAAUUGAGAUACAUACAAAGAAGCUAGAUUCUUGGUAAGUGCCUGCUUUGUUCACAAUUUGUAAAUAGUAAGGUGUCAUGAAAAAGUUCACUUCAGAACGCUUUGCCUUGCUGCAUCAAAACCAUUAUGCUCAUUUUGCCCAAAGCACAGAAAUACCAAGAUUGCUCUACAAUAUAUAUAUAUAUAUAUGAUUUUUUUGAUGGAACUUCCCUUUAAAAGUAGAAUUUGAUUAAAGAUGUUGUUUAAAAAACAUCUGUUACAGGGUUGUGGACUGUGGAGGUGAAAGGGGUAAAAACGGCAUCUAUUUUCUUUAAAGUUCUUAUUUUCUAACUACAUGUAUUCUAGUAUCUGUGUGAAUGUUCAUGCAAGAUAUGUGCAAGGUGCGAGAAUAAUUUAACAAGUGCUAAAGCAGUAAAACCCGUAUCAUAUUGUUCCUUAUGUUUUAAGGGCAUGUUUAUUUUUAACAAGGAUUGGUUAUCUGAAAAAGUGGAUAUAUGCAAAAAUACAUUCAUGUUUAGAUUAUGUAGCUAGGGAAUUGUAUAAAUUCUGAGUAAAUCCCUUAUUCAGGGCUUGCAUUGACUCUCCCUUGGAGGCCACUUUUGUAUGUUCUACAAUAAAGGACUCAAAUGGUCAUAUGUGUCUUCUCUGGACAGUGUGUAGAGGAGAGACAAUUACGGAUACAGAACUGUUCAUCCUAGGAGCAUACAUACCACAAAUUAAUAAGCAAAUUCAUAAUUCUGUCUUAGAUUUAUUUAGUAGUGUAACUUCCAAAUAUGUUCUCUUGUGUAAAUGAAGUCUUGUUUAUAACCUCACUAUUUUUACACCGUCUUGAAAAGUAAUACCUUGUAUUCCAUGCAGAUUUAUCCUACAUAAGGACAUUUUGGUGGAUUGACCAGAGAAUUUCAGGUCAAAAAUGAGUUUGGGGGGCGGGGGGUGAAUCUACUGUUGUACAGCUAGAUAUUUGCCUGGUACAUUUCUGACCAUUCCUGUUUUUAGUCAAUAACCAUGUGUUUUCAAAUUUCACAGCAGUUUGGAAACAAUAAUUGAGUGAAUAGUUCUCUGUAUAAACAUGUAUCCUCCCCUGCUUCUGUGUCAGGUCCAGCACAGUCCGGAAUCCUUACAGACCGCGAAGUGGUCAGUCUGUUUCUGCACUUUACUGUAAAUCCGAAGCCCCGUGUGGAGUUCAUAGAUAGGCCUCGGUGUUGUCUGCGAGGGAAAGAGUGCAACAUUAAUCGCUUUCAGCAGGUAGAGAGCCGGUGGGGGUACAGCGGAACCAGUGACCGAAUAAGGUACCGUGCAAAGUUCUAAUCUUGUAGAAAACAUUGCAGUUCUGUCACUAAAUGUCUCUCUCAUGCAAGACUGAACCUGAUAGAGGAUCAUUUAGGCGAUCAUCAUAUUCUAGUCAUUUGUAUGACAGCAGAAGCGAGUUUUUGAAAACCAAUUUCCAAACCGCCUUGCUCCUUAGGGUUGGCCCCUUGUACCUCUCUUCAGAGGUUAGGGAGGUGACAUCCCCACUGCUUGCAGAUCUGCCUUUACUUCACUGUGUGCACGUGCCUACGGUAUUAUUUAUUUGUACAAAAUCCUCUUGAUAAAAUUGUAUCAAUCCAUUUUUAGCUAGUCUGUUAAUACGCAUAGGAAGCUUACAGCAUUCUGCAGCACUCUUUUGGAUUAAUGCAGGAUUAAUAAUAAUACUGGCAUACGUCACUAUAUGUGCACCGAUACAUGAAAAUAAGAUUAAAUUCCAGCAAAAUGUGAAAUAUUACCUUAACUUUCAUCCUCCUCCUUACUAUAAACAUUUAUCCUAGUGCAGUUAUCGGUCUUCUAAACUUCCAUGUAUGUAUGCAGUGCUCCUUGUCUUACAACUUUUUUUUUCUUUUCGAACCAGUAGUUGUGAUUUUAAUAUAAACUUCUUUUUAAUUAUUCUAUAUUGAGAGACUACCUGCAUCCUGGUGUAACCAUUAAUUAUUAUUAUUAUUAUCAUCGCCAUUUAUAUAGCGCCAACAGAUUCCGUAGCGCUUUACAAUAUUACUGGGGGGAUUUAACUAUAAAUAGGACAAUUACAAGAAAACUUACAGGAACGAUAGCUUGAAGAGGGCCCUGCUCAAACGAGCUUACAGUCUAUAGGACUAUCGGUGCAAAUAUGUGUAUGCAACUGAGAUUUUCCCCUUGUGUUAAUGUAAAUCUAAUAAAUUAGCAGGGAAAUUCUUAAACUAUAUUUUAAAACAGGGUUUUGUGGUUUUUGUGUUUUCCUCUUCCUCUCUUCACUAGUAGGCCCAUGCAUGAAAUCCUGUGACUGAGAUUACAUCUUCCUCGAUUUAUCACCGCAAUAGUAGCAAAGGAACAGGCACAGUUCUGUAACAAAGAGAGAUUCUGGCAUUCUGAUCUAGUAGUGCAGAAGUAAAAUGCUGUUGAAUGUGGGAAUGUUUGUUGAAAAGAUCAUACGGUGAGAUAUGUGCAAGAGUAGAGCUUAAGGAAACUGAGUGAAUGUGGUUCAGGAAGCCCUGAGUUUGCAGGUGUUGAAACAAAAUUCCUCUAGUUAAAUUAUUUAGAUGACUGAGAACGGGGCUACCCACGUGACAAGCCAUCAACCAUUUGCUGUUAGUUUACUGUGUCCCUGGAGGAAUAGCAGCAAUUUUUGACACUUCUCCUCAAAUGGCCAUCUUCUAAACAUCGGCAUACUUAUGUACCUGUCAGAACCAUGUUAUUUGGUGAGAGUCACGAUAAUCCUUUUGGUUAGUCACACCAUGAUUGCAAUCCUCUGCGCAUUUUGUCCUAUGGGACUUUUUUAACUUCUUAAAUACUACGUUUUAAUACACUUUAUGUUUGCGUUUUGUUUCACUAGUUCUUGUUACCUCCUCCAUUCCUCUGUUUCUCUGCAAUCCUCUGCGCAUGCAUCAGCUAGAACAUUUUUUUUUUUUCCUGUUUCAUGCUUAUUGUACAUUGUAUUUCAAAGGGCAUUUUAAAAGACCAUUGUGGCUGUGGAUAUGCCACCAAUUGUUGGAAAUAAAAACCAUUGCCUAUGCUGCCAAGAUCUGAUUUGACAACCAAUCUAGUCGAAGAUUUGGCCGACGUGACUCUUUGCCCAGUUACUUUGUUAAAAGCAGUACUUUGUUACAGUUCUGUUUAUGGAUUUGUAUACCCACCCAAGAUAAAGGAGUGUAUUGGCUGUGCUGUAUGCUGAUAACUUUAGUAUGUAGUUUACUGAUAAACUUAAAGAGUGUCUGCUGGCUUAUUGUGAAAUCUUUAUCUCAAAUUAAAUUAGGUUGACACCCAGUUUAGAAGAAGAACCAAGUUGCUGAUAUGUCUGUGUUAAAACAUUCCAGGUUUUCAGUUAACCGCAGAAUAUUUGUUGUGGGUUUUGCACUGUAUGGCUCGAUACAUGGCCCUACAGAUUAUCAAGUUAACAUACAGGUAUGCAUUAUUUUAAUUUAUAUAUAUUUUUUUUAUAUUUUUUUUUCUGUAUCGCUGUAUUGGAUCAUAUGUUAAAAUUAAAGAAACACUCCAAGCCCCAUAACCACUAUAGCACCCCCCAAUUUUACUGUUAGCCCCCCCCCGGCUCCACUCCCCACCUUUUCUCAAGUCAGAAGCUCUGUGUUGAGCAAUAUGAUUUAUUGUUUUUGUCUUUUUAUGCGUUUGGUUAAACCAUAUAAUUGAAUGGAGUGGGGAAAAAUAGAAAUGAGAUAUCAUCUAAAUGGAAACUUGCAGCUCUCUAAUAGGUUAAUGGCAGAGCUGGUCAUAAAUGCAAAAAUAGGUACUUAAAGUGACACUGUAAAAUCUUUAUGUAAUACCCAUACUGUGACGUAAUUUCACUGAAAUUCCAACCUAAGCAAAAGAUAUAUUGAGACAAAGUAAGGAUACUGUGUCUCGGCAUAUUUCCUAUACCUGACACUUCUAGAUACUGGGCGGAGCUACCGCCGUGUAAAUGUGUCAAUCUCCCAAACACCAGUGGCGAUGUCAGUAAGGGAUCCCCAGACAGUGACGCUUUAAAUGGUUUUAUUAAAAAUUGAGAAUGAAUAGAUUACAUUCCAAUGAAACCAUUCUAGUGCAUGUCUCAUUCAUUAUGAGAAACCUGCAGGCAGCACUCCCUUAGAAACUUAUAGAAAAUCAAGAAUUAUCUUAAAUCUUGGUGUGUAUGUGUGUUUUUGUUUUUGUUGUUGUUUUUUUUAAAUAUACUUUCUUAUGUAUGUUAUCUCAGUGAGGGAGCAUAUACAGCCGGAGUGUCCCAUUUUAAAUGGAUUAAAUUUGGGGAAAAAAGAUAAAAUUUGAAUUAAUAUCUAAUUUUUUUAUUAUUCCAUCUAAUUCUUGUCCAAUCCUUUAUUUUUCAGAUAAUCCACACUGACAGUAACACCGUGCUUGGUCAGAACGACACUGGUUUCAGCUGUGAUGGGUCCUCCAGCACCUUCCGGGUCAUGUUUAAAGAACCAGUAGAAAUCUUACCCAAUGUAAACUACACGGCCUGCGCCACAUUAAAGGUGCUUUUAACUAAAUAUGGUUAUUGACCAGAAACACUACUGUGGAUAGAACAGAGACCUGAACAUUCCAAAGAUGUUUUGGGUUUCGUGUUGAGAAUUUUAUGCCCUCAAACAAUUGCACCAUUAAUAAAACUAACACAAAUUAUGGGUAGAACCCUAAUUUGUGUUAGUGUUUGGUGAGUUAUGGGUUAAGGGGAUACCCCACUGGAGUGUUUUGAGCACCCAUUACCAUUACCACUGUGGACAUCUUGUAUUUUUAAAUUGCACCACUACUACGCAAGUUACCUUUUCAGCGAAUCAUUUAUUUCUCUUGGCAGAGAAGCAUAAUUAGAAAUGGAAUUGUCCUCUUAAUGGGGUCUAAAAUACCAUAAGUACCAGCUAUAUUUUAAGGUGUAGUUCUAUAGGCAAACAAAAGUAGUUUUUAGAAAUGCAGUUGUUUGUAUGUAGUGAAUGUGCCCUAAAGUGUUACCUUUAUAGGUAAAUUAAAAAACAAAAACGGAAGUGAAUUUUCCAGCUGCCCUUAGAUCUAGAUCCUUGUCAGUUUCUACUGUACUGAUCUAGCGGGUGCUCUGCUUCACCACCACUACCAUAAAUUAUUUAAUGGGACCAGUCCAUCAGCCUGCUGUUCCCCCUUCCUGUCCUUGGUUAAGUUACACAAGCAAAAUCUCAUGCCUUAGCCUCUUGUUUUAAAUUUUAGCUGACCGCUCUGGCGCCUAAUACUACCUUUGUAUAUCCUAAAGGCCCACACCGAGGCAAGGUACACAUUUUUUCAUCUUUUGUGAUUCAUACACCUAUUCCAGUUUUUAUAUCAUUGAUCUGUGUAUAUUUCAUAAAUGUUUUUGUGAUUUAUUAACUUUGACAGUUCCUUAUAUUCUUUAUGUUAAAGUUGUUUAUUUUAUUAGUUUUUUUUAUAAUGUUCAUUUAUUGACCGGUCUGUUUGUGGUGUUAUAAAUAUAUGAACAGGUCCAUUGAUUACUCUGUGGUGGUUCUUUUCCAGCCAGGUUGCUGCUUAAGAGAUACUGCUACUUAACAUAAUUGCAGCAUCCCAGCGUGGAAAUAUUUAGAUACAUUGUCACCUGCCACAUUAUAUUCUUCGACCCGCCUCUGCUUUUUUUUUUAUCUAAGAACACGAUGGGAGGAACUAUUUUCAUUGAGUACAUGUUAUAUAGGAACUAGAACAGCUAGGUUAUACGUUGUAUCUGAUCUUUUACAUAUAUUGUUUUAUAAAUUUAGUUUUUUAUAUUUUAUUCGAUCUACUUAAUAUUUUACUGUUGGGGAGCGCACAUACACUUUUUUUACUUCUGCGUUUUUUCUCUCAUCUAGACGCUUAGCAGCCCACCUUAUAUAUUUUUUAUUAUACCUAUUCUCAUAGAAAUAUCCUAAAACCUAGAAUAUUUGGACUGUUUUUAUUGGAGAGUUAACCUCACAGACUAAAACUGUAGAACUGUAACGUGUCCUGUGGGACACUUUCCCUCUCUAUUUGAUUCUCCUUCCCCCAUCCACUUUUAUAUUUUAUUUUUUACACUAGAAUUUUUGACUUUUUUUGGGGGUAAGUUUCCAUUUUCUUGAUUUAAAAACAAGAAACAUCUUUAGUUGGUUAUGAUCUGUCUUUUAAUAUAUCUAAAUGAACAGGAGUAAAAUAACAAGAAUUUCAUGGAGGACUAAACUGUAAUCUUGGAGCCAAGUGCAAUUGGCCUACAUGUAGCAAUGCCCUGAGAGAACCAAGCUUGUUAGAGUGUAUUAGGUUAUUUCCUAGGAAUUUUAGACUGCUGAUGGCAAACCUAAGCAUCACAGGUCUUUGUGAUGUAAAAGGAGUUCAGCCAGAUGUGUCCAUGAUUAUUCAAGAAAUCUUCCUUACAAUGCAAAAUGUUAAUGGUUCUUUUACGCUCCAGAUUGCAAUGUAGUGACCAUUCUCCCCUUGUUUCAAUCAAAAUAGUAUUAAUUACAAAGUAGUGUUGUACAUUUGUCUUGUCUCAUCUUGCUUUUCAGCCUGACUGAAUAUAAUUAUGUCUUUUAGGGUCCAGAUUCUCAUUAUGGUACGAAAGGCCUACGCAAAGUCAUUCAUGAGUCUCCCACCACAGGUGCCAAGACAUGCUUCACAUUCUGCUACGCAGCUGGUAACAACAAUGGAACCUCUGUUGAGGACGGACAGAUCCCGGAGAUCAUUUUCUAUACCUAGGUCAGAAAAACAGACACUCUCUCUCUCGGAAUAUCAGGCCAAGCCUCCAUCCCUCUGGACUGUGGGUGCUAGGCUUGGGUGGCUUUGGCUGGCCAGUUUGUGAGCCUGGAACAUGGCACCUUUUCUGUGGGAAAUGGGUGAGGGAGCACAACAGACUUUAGUGUGGGAACAGUGCCCCAGUAGUGCCACCCACCAUCCCUGUGCCACUUGGCUAGUCAUUUGCUUUAUCUGCUUUUGGCAUGGCUAAUAACAUUAUUUUUGUCCCCUUCCACUUCUCUGCCAGAGACUUACAAUGCCAAAACAGAGAAGCCAAGUGUGCCACCUCAACAGGUAAUGUUUCACUUCAGUGGUAGCUUACUUUACUGGUGGCACCUUAGUCUUUUAGUUGCUACUUUGUUGUUAUGACCGUUACAUUUUUAGUUUCUAAAGAGUUUACAUGGGGAUGACUGAUGCUUUGAGUGGUGUAGAUACAUGGACAUACUUUUAAUUGGUGUGGAUUUAAAAAACAAAAACAAACUUGUGCAGUGUAUAGAAAUGCAUAUAAAAAUUUAUGAUACUGUAAUGACCAAGUACAGUAGAAGAAUUUGCCACUUUUAUUUAAAAAGUCCUGCUCUGGCUGUAGAGGGAUCAUUUAAAAUAGUAAUUUGUUCAUUUUCAACAAGACAACCAAUUUUCUCUACCAAUUUUUUUUUGUCUGUAACAUUUCAUUUCCUGGUGAGUUAGCACUUUGGUCUUGGUGUAUUAUAGCCAAUAUAUUAUUAACAAUAUCAGCUUCUGCCUUCCUCGUUACCUGUGAUACACCAUGUCUCUAACUGUUCCCGUAAUGAAGGGAUGUAAAACCACAUGGGAGCACUUGCGUUAUGAAGGGUAAAAUUCAUAAGCUAUCCCUUUUCUGGAAUGUUUUACAUAUUUAAAGUACUUAGCUCUGUAUUUUCCUUCUAAAAUAUAGGAUGAUCAAGAUUCAUUGCAAUCAUUAAUACUCCUGAUAGUUAGGAUGCUAUGCUUAUUAGAUAAAAAGUGAAAAAUCUUUUUUCUUGGGGGGAAACAAGUAAAACUUCACUGCACAAAGCAAGAUUUUCAAUAACUUCUACAGGGGGGGCAGAAUUGACGAGGUCACAUGAUCUCAGAAUCCUUUGUAAUUAUCUGAAUGUACAUACAGCGGUGGCCUGCUCUUCAGUCUCUUCAGCCUUGUAAAAAGAAAAUGUAAUCAAAGCCCAAACACUGUGUGUCUGUCUACUUGAAUGUAUUGAAAAGUCUCCCAAGAUGACCAUAUUCACACUCCCACCUCAGCCUGCUUGUGUCUUUGUAAAUAGAAAAGAAUAAAUAUGUGCAACAGGUGAUGUUUGUCUUGUUUUACUUGGAUCAUUUAAUUAUAAGACAAAUGUUGUUUUCAAGCAUUAGUCAUACUCCCCAUAGGAUUUAUUUUAUUUACAUAUUUGUCCAAUUAAUCCUCACAGUACACUAUGGGGAAAAUGGAAGUAACCGAUUGGUGGCAAGAAGAGAAAGUAGCAGCAUGAAUCCUUUUGGCUGUGCUGAACCAAUCAACUGUCUGGAAAUCUAUGGACGAAGGAAAUGAUUUGCUGGGCUAUCUAUUCGUUCAUAGCUAACAAGCCUUUGAUUUGUUUAGUAUCAUCUGAUAUAUGCAGGAGUCUGUGGAGAAAUUGUAUAUUAGUACAGAUGGCUAUAACAGAUCUAUCUCCUUGUAAUCAUUAAAACGGUUUUGUGUGUGUCAAGGAGAUACUCCAAAUUUACUAAACACGUUCCAUAGCUAAAAACACAUUAGGUGUGCCAUCCCGAGACUGUAUGUGAUUAAUGUUGUAAAGAUACUUUUGGAAAGUACAGUGAACAUUGGCGGCAUUAAAGAUGUUACAUAGCAAAAAAACCUCUAUUUUAAUAUAAAUAUAAAAUACAUUUAUAAUAAUUUAAUCUCCAAAAGCCUUUGGUAGCAUCAAAAAUAGGCGAAAACAACUUUUUUUCUUUUUUUUUUUUUUUCCUUGAGUGUUAUUAGGUCAGUCUCAUUGAACAUGUAAAGCUGAUAAGAAACAAUAGAAAGUGGUGUGCGCAAAGAUUGUUUACUGCCUGUUCCUUCAAACAAUAUUUAUUAAGUGAUAAUAUUCUAAUGGAAAUUACAUUGGACGUACAGUGAAAAGCUUCCUUUCGGCAGGACAGAUUUUGGUACAUUUUGGUUUUGCAACAUUUUAUCAAGUUCACCAAAAUCAAUGAAAAUACCCCUUUGUCACAUAGCAUAAUAAAUGAGACACCUGGGAGAUUGCAUGUUAUGAACUACUUAAGGAUCCUUCGAACCAGUAUCACUAAACACUCUCUAUAGCUGAAAAACUUUGUGUGAAGUCUUGACACUUUUUUUUUUUUUUUUUUUAAUAAAUUGAAAUGGUUACACCCCCUUGGCGUUCACUAUCCUGGUACUUCCUGGUUUGGUUAUCUCAGUGGAGCUAAAUUUAAGAAGCCGCAAUUACUCAGAGGAUCUGCCUUGCAAAAGACGUCUCAUAGAGCUGCAUUGGGAAGUCUGUGAUUGGACAGCCACAGAAAGACUAGAUAGGGCUAGAAGGGGAGGGUUAACAAAAGCAACAGACACGAUAACUGCAGGUUUUUCAAACUUUUUCUUUUAAAUAUACUUCCAAUAAAAAAUGCAUAAUUAAUUAUGUGCAAGUUUUCUUUUGGGGUAUAUCUGCUUAACGGUGAUUUUUAUUUAUUUUGUAUUUGGGCAGUGGAGUGUCCUUUUAAAAUGAGACAAACUGAUAAAAUAUAUACAAAAAUAAAAUAAAACACAUACAAAAAAAUAUAUAAAAACAGCCAGGCAAAGUGAAGUAAAUACAAAAAUGUUAAUACAUUGAACAUUUGACCCUCUUCCACUCUGCUGAGACUGCUCUUAUUAAAGUUACUAAUGACCUAAUCGCAGCUAAAUCCAAAGGCCACUACUCCUCCAUACUAAUUCUUCUUGACCUCUCUGCUGCCUUUGACACCGUUGAUCAUGCUCUCCUUCAAACGCUUCAAUCACUCUGUCCUCUCAUGGUUUUCCUCUUCUCUCUCCCAACGCUCAUUCAGUGUCUCCUUUUCUAAUGACACCUCCUCACCUCAUCCUGUCUUGGUUGGAGUCCCCCAAAGCACUCUGUCCUUAGUCCCCUUCUAUUUUCUCUUUAUACUGCCUCUCUUGGCAAACUUAUUAACUCUUUUGGAUUCCACUACCACCUGUACGCUGAUGACACCCAGAUUUAUCUCUCCUCACCGGACCUCUCCCCUGCAGUCCUGCAAAGUGUCACUGCUUGUCUUUCUUCCAUCUGACUGGAUGUCCUCCCGCUUUCUGAAACUCAAUCUCUCUAAAACUGAGCUCCUUGUCUUUCCUCCUAAUACUGAUCCUCCUCUUUCGCUCUCCCUUCAAGUUAGUGGUAUCCACUUCAGUCCAUCAUUGCAAGCGCGCUGUCUUGGGGUCAUACUUGAUUCUGGCCUCAUCUGUAGAUUCUAUCUUAAAAACAUAGCCCACAUCCGCCCCUUUCUUAUGCAAGAUGCUACUAAGGAGCUUGACCAUGCUCUAGUAAUUUUCCGCAUGGGUUAUUGUAACUCUCUCCUAAUUGGUCUUCCCAAAAGCUGUAUUGCCCCCACUACAGUCUGUAAUGAAUGCUGCCGCCAGACUGAUUUUCCUCUCUAGUCGGCUCUCACACCUCACCCUUCUGUCAGUCCUUACAUUGGCUUCCUGUAUCCUAUAGGAGUCAAUUUAAAGUACUAACCUAUACCUAUAAAGCAUUGAACAUUUCUAGCUGUCUUCAAUCUCUUCACAGAUCCAUAGGUAUGGCCCUUCUCAGUCUUUCCGCUCUGCCCAUGACCUCCUCGCCUUACGGCCAACUCACGCUUGCAGGACUUCGUGCGAGUGGCUUGCUUCCUAUGGAAUAGCCUGCCUACCGCUAUCAGACUCACCCCUAGUCUUCAAUCGUUUAAGAAGUGCCUUGAAACCCAUCUAUUAUGGCUUUCCAGAGUAAUAUCUACAUCACAUACCUGUUUUUUUGCUCUUUCCCAAAGUGCAGCACUUUACUCUCUCCUCCAGCUCUGCUUUACUUUGAUUGCUAUUUUCUGGCCUAUUUUGUUUUACACCGCACCUCCUAUAGACUGUAAGCUCAUUUGAGCAGGGUCCUCUUUAACCUAGCAUUACUGUAAGUUUUCUUGUAACUGUCCUAUUUGUAGUUAAAUCCCCCUUCUUAUAAUAUUGUAAAGUGCUACAGAAUCUGUUGGCGCUAUAUAAAUGGCAACAAUAAUAAUGUAUUUAAAACUAGAACCCUUCAUUUGUCCUGUUUUUAUUUAAUUUCAUGCAAAAGGUGAGGCUGCUGGGGGGCAGUCUAGGGCAGCAGGAUUCACAAUGAGAAGGCCAGCCGAGGAAGUGUUAUGCUCUGGGCAAUGUUCUGCUGGGAAACCUUGUGUCCUGACAAUCAUGUGGAUGUUACUUUUACACAUACCACCUACCUAGAGAUUGUUGCAGACGUUGGUGUUGCUACAUCUUAAUGUCAGCUUUACCCUUUUUAAUAAAAAUAAAUUUAUACUUAUCCAUAUACUGUUAGCCUUCAAAAUACCAAUAGCAAAAAAUUGAAAAUCAGCACGAGUAGAAUCUUAGCAAUCUAUAUAAGGUUGUAAAACAUCAAUGGAAAAUGGAAAAAAGAUUGUUGCAGACGUCUUCAUGGUGUUCCUAAAAAUUAAAAAAAAUGUCCAGGAAUGGUUUAAAGAACAUGACAAAAAGUUCCCCAAAACUCAAUCUAAUUGAGCAUUUGUGGGAUGUGCUGGAACACAUCUUGUCGAUGGAGGCCCCACCUCACAAUUUACAGGACUUAAGGGAUCUGCUGUUAAUAUCCUGGUGCCAGAUACCACAGGACACGUUCAGAGGUCUUAUGGAGUCUAGCAGCAAGACCUGCACGAUAUUAGGCUGGUGGUUUUAAUGUUCUGGCUGAUCAGUUUAAGUCCCUAAUUUUGUUAUCCUUAUGAAAAUGGGUGGAUCUAAAAUAGUUCAUUUUAGUUUCCAAAGUUGGCCGAAAUUUCGAUUCGGAACCAAACAAAUAAUUUGAUAGUGCUGCUGUAUAUAUUAUACCCUGAAUUGCAUUCUGAUGAAUUUAUGUAAAUACAUUUCAAUGUAUGUUUUAUUAAACAGUGCCACAAGGCCAGAUGCAGUAAUCUGUAUAGUUUAUAUUUCAGCCCAUGCUCUCAACAAGCCUUAUCCGUGAAUGGGAAGGAAAGAGCUUACAUACUAAUCUAGGUUUUAUUAAAAAAAAAAAAGACUCCAGCCCAUCAAGUGCAACUGUCCUCACAUCUACAGUAAAUAUGUGUACGGUUGAACUUGAUGGAUUUGAGUUUUUUUUUUUUUUUUUAAGUCUAGAUUACUGUUACAUAUUUUUAUGAUAACUUUAUUUCCACAAGUUACUAGGCAGCACUUUUGUGUUCUACCUCAGGGGUGCCCAGAAGGUAGAUCCCCAGAUGGUGUAGAACUACAGCUCUCAACUAGUAUGGCAUGGAUUCUUGUAAAAAUCACUACCAGUGUAGCCCACUUUCGAACAUGAGAUUGAGUUCAGAGUCUUCUAACAAAAACUUGGCAAUAAUGGUGCUAAAACUGACCUUUUAAAUAAACUACAAAAAAAUGUGAGAGGGGAAAAAGUGCAUGAUAAAACCGUAUGAAAUUACUCCUUACCACAAUAUAUAGUUAUUGCACUAUAAACAAUACCAAACUUGAGGGUAAAGGAUUUUCAUUUACCAAUAGUUAAAUUUACUUGUCAGAAUUGUUAAGGAAGAAUUUUUAAAAUUAUUCACAAAGACAAAUUUUUUGAAAAUAAAAUUAAAAACCUUCCUCCUAACAACUUUAUUUCAACGUGUCAAGAAAGAUUAUUCUUUUAGAUCGGAAGUUGGAAUAAUAUCAUAUAAACAGAAAUAAUCCUCCUGAUGCUGAGUAUUGAAUAAAUGUAGAAAAACAAACAAUGUUUCUACUAUAUCUUCAGGAUAACAACCUUCUUGGUUUGAAACUAAGGAGGUGUCUUUCUAACAAAACCCUUGUCGGUGUCCAUUGCGUUGAGGCAGCUCUGAAAAUAAACAACUUUCUGAAACCCAAGUAAGAUCCAGCUCUCCAGACACAUGUCUGAGGAUAUCUGCCAACAUGCGGUAAACGUGGUCAACUGUUUGAGUUUUAGAAAUGUUUUUCACAUGCCAGUGUUUUACACCAACAUUUGUGUUGUGUGCUAAAACAGCCAAUUUGAUUCGGGCAGCCAUUCCAUCCUUGGAAAAACGUACAUGCUUUGGGCAAAACUUUAAAACCAAACUGCGGAACAAAUCUAUACUGCCAGUGUGGCAAAAAUGUGCCAUUUGCUUAAGGUCUUUUUGCAGCUGUUUGUUCUUAACAAAGUUUGUAAGUUGUAAGUGGACUGGACUAUCUCGAACUAACCAGGGUCUUCUUCCCAUAUCCUUUUCCGAAAGUUCUGAAUGUGGGCACCCAUCUAUCAGAGUUCCAGAAUCCCACCUGUGCUGAUUAACAACAUGCAGAAGAACAGAGUUCCACUGUUCCCUCAUUAAAUUGACAUUGCCUUUACAGUGCAAACUUGACAUCCACAUUUGAUUUAUAAUGGCUUUUCGCCAAGGUAUUAGCUGUUUACAUCUUUUCCGCUUGGUAAGUCUUGACAAUUUUCUUUUAAGGUGCCAUAAGUCAAACUGAUGGUUUAUUUGUCUGUAUUCAUCUCGCAUGAUUUUAGUUAUUCCAAUAUGCCUGUCUGUUGCUAAAUAAGCCACUGUCAAUCCUUCGUCUAAAACAUUUUUUAAACACUUCCGGAACACUUUGGAUUCCGGAUUAACAGAUGACUUGGUUUCAGAUACCUGAAUGGUGUUGCAUUCAAUAAUUUUUUGGGUAGAUUCUUCUAUGAGUGUGUACAUGCAAUAUUUUCUAGAGCAGUGUUUCCCAACCCAGUCCUCAAGGCACACCUACCAGUCCAGGAUUUAGGGAUUACCCAGUUGUGUCUAAGGUGUUUUUACAAAGAAGAAAAAAAACACCUUAGACACAACUGGGUAAUCCCUAAAUCCUGGACUGGUAGGUGUGCCUUGAGGACUGGGUUGGGAAACACUGUUCUAGAGAACACAGGGUGGCCACUUUGUCCAUCUCCAGAAAGGCAAAUUGCCUUGUCCUUCAGAUUAUCAAUAAUAUUAUGUCGAUCUUUGGUAUGGUGAAGAUGAAUAACAGGAAAAAUAAAGUGUUUUUGGUAAUAUGAGUGAACAGUUUUUGAAAUAUAGGGCAUGCCUAAAAUGCUAAACAUUUCAUGAACUUUGGAAUAAUGUAAACCACUUAACAGAACAGCCGCACUUGAUAGGAUAUUUCCACAGGAAUGAGUCCCUAUCAUGGGUUGGCUUCUCCAAAAAAGGUUUCUGUGAUUAUUUUCACAUGUUAAAUAAACAGUCAAUAAAGUUCCAAUGAUGUUCUUUUCAACUGUGAUUAUGGAUGAUUUGCAAGUGUCAGCGUGGCAAGAGAAUUUCACUUUUGACAACAAUUGAUCUAGACAGCUAUCAAACACAAGAAAUUUCUUUUCAGACACAAAAUCUUCUGGUGUACGUUCAAAUGUACGGUAUCCAACAUGUUCCUCGCAUUCAGGGAUCAAAUCUGGAUUGCCUGUGGUAAUAUGUUGUUGAGGCGUUGUCUCCACUGCAAGGGGUAUACCUGAAAUGACACCAACAGGUUGAGGUCUGAACUGAGUUUCUACCAAUGUUGCAGUGUGAGGCUUUGACAGAGUAGACCGAAGCUCAGGAAACUGGAUUGUGUUAUCAGUCUGUGUAAAUGCAUCUGUAAAAGAGGGUUUCUUAUAGUAAUCUGAUGAUAAUUUAAUGUCGUCCUCUAAAGGUCCGGUCCAUGUGAAGGCAUCUUUCAUGACACGGUCCUCUCUUGUUGAAGUCUGUGUGUUCCUUUUUCCUUGAAAAACAGAAGUCUGUGUUUUCAAAGACCUUUUUCCAUAAUAGUUGGAUGUUACGGUACCCUUGUUUGAUGUUCUGACCACCUCGGUAUUCGAGGCUUUGUGAAACAUGAACGUACUUGUUGAAACAGAGUAAUCUAACUUUUCUGAGUAGUUGUGGUCCAGAAGUUCAUUUUGAGAUGGGUAUGAGGAAAACAUUCCACUGUUUUCUUGAAUUUCAAUGGUUGCUAUACUUGGUACUAGAUUCAUAUAAGUAACCACAGGGGCAUCUGUUUCCAUUAGCUCAGGUUUAAUGCACAGAUGUGGCUUUGGUUUUUCUUUUGAGGUUUGUGUGGUUUCAUCAUUACAUGCAAAAAUUGUAGGAACCGCAUCGGGUUUUAGGAAUUUUCUUUGACCAGCUGUGGAGUAUGCCUCUGCUGCAAAAUGAUCGGAACACAUUCUAAAAGUGUUUCUUUUUUUUUCAUCAUGGAUGCUCUGGAUUAAAAGAUUAAUAUCUCUAUAUUCCUCACCAGUAGCCAACAGCCAAGACUUAAUUCUUUUGGGUGAACACGGAAAUGUGUGCAAAGAGAAAGGAGCACCAGUUCCCCUUUGCCUAUUUUUGCAUUUUUUCACGAUACACUUGGGCAUCUUUUUUUGGAUAUCUGAAAUAAUUACAUUUGUUAAAAUUAAUAUCAUACAUUUAAUCUAACUAAAUGAAAUGUGUGAAAGCGAUACAAGAUUCAGUUUGGUAGAGAAAUUAAUAAUGUCGGUCAGGGCAUAUUCAGGUCCUGCUCCCAUCAAUUCUGCCACAGAGAGUCUAUAAUUAAGUUCUUUUCCACCCCAUAUAGGUUUAAUGGGGAACUGAAAAUGUUAGGAUGAAAAAAAAAAAAAAAUGAUAGAAAAUGGAAAGAGAGGCUCGAAGAGUAAAGAAAGUAUGCAGCGUGAGAUGAAAAAGAUACAGAAAGAAGACUUGGGAAGGGAGAAUUAAACAAAAGGUAGUGGUUAUGAUGAUUGGAGUAAUUCCUGAAGUUAUUUUGGUGUAUAGAUUGUGACCCUGCUCAGUUAUCUGCUGUUAAGCAGUUACAUCCCUUUAUAUAGGCAGCACUAACCAAACCUUCCUUGAGUGUGACUCGCACAUCUUUCAUAAAAAAAGGAAAAAAAGAAAUUGGUUUAAUUUUUACAGCACAAUGUUUACUUUAGAGCUUUUCACCUCCUGCUCUGUUGCUAAUCACACACACAAGACUGCAGUAAGCUAUAGCAGGCUUUUAGCAAAGCAGUUGAUGAAUUCUAAAUUAACCCACAAUUUGUAAUAAGGGAAGAUAACAUAUUUUUACAUUUUCUGUUUGUGGAGGCUGUUGGAGUCUGUGCACCUAUAGUUGUUUUGGUUCCGAGAGUGUCCCUUUAAUGCGGCAAGAAAGAAGGUGGCAGGCGAGGUACUUGUUUUUGUCAAAAUGCUUGAGAAUUGUAUGACUGCAAACCAUGGUGCCGCAUCCAUAAUCUCUUGGCAUCCUAACCUCUGCAAUGACCUCUAUUGAUUACUGUGUUUAGUGUGCUCUUUCAUAUAAACUUGCUGCAUCCAUAACGUACCAGAUAUUUAGUUCAGAUGUAGUUUGUGCUUUUGUGUGACUUAUCCAAAUUACUUUUGCGAAGGUCACUCCGUUUAAAAAGAAAUUAAUACAAUUUAUGUGUGCAUACAUAUACUCUUUGUUUGUUUUUUGUUUUUAUUAAUUUUAAAGGGACCCUAUAGUCACCAAAACAACUUUAGCUGAAUGAAGCAGUUUACUUGAUAGAUUAUGACUCUGAUGUUUUACUAUUUAAUUUCUGUCAUUUAGGAGUUAAAUCACUUUUCUUUCUGUUUAUGCAGCCCUAGUCCCAUCUCCUAUGGCUGUGACUGACACAGCAAAAUGGUUUAAAUUUUCAAUAAGAUGUUACUUAUUUUAAAAGUUUGUAUCUCCUGCUCUGUAAAUUUAACUUUAAUUACAUACAGGGGGCUCCUGCAGGGCCUAGCACGCUAUUAACAGAACAGGAGAUAAAUUCUAAAUUAAACAGAGUUUACAAUAAAGGAAGUAUAAACAUUGGAUGACUCUUUACAGGAAGUGUUUAGGAAGGCUGUGUACGUCACAUGCAAGGAGGUGUGACUAGAGCUGAAUAAACAAAGUGAAUUAUCUCCUAAAUGGCAGAGAAUUGAGCAGUGAGACUACAGGUGCAUGAUCUAAACACCAAAACAUCUUCAUUAAGCUAGAGUUUUUUUGCUGAUUCUAGUGUCCCUUUAACCCCUUAGUGACUGCGGACGUACAGGGUAUAUCAGACAAAAAAAUGGUUGUUAACGAUUGGCUGACGUACCCUGUACGUCCGCGGCAAAUAUGAGCCAUCAUGAUCGCUUCCAGCAGUUACUAAGGGUAUUGCAGCGAUGUCUCGAUGUCGAGGCAUCCUGCAAUAUCCCCCCGAAUGCCGGGCCGCCGAGUGAUCGUUUCCGGGUUGCUCCACAUGUCGUGCUCUGCCUGUCUGCUGAGUGCCUUGAGGGGUUGAGUCACUCCGUAAAAUAAAUGAAAUUUAAAAAUAUAUGUAAGUGACAAUCCCCCUCAGGACCUUGGACUAUUCCUAAAUUAUUUAGCCGAUCGCCUCCGUUACCCCGCCGGCGAUCGGUCUUUCUCUCCGUCUGGGGGGACUGUCUGACAGCCCAGACAGUCCCCCCCUCGGCUAAAUAGGACCCCAUGGGCCAUGUGAUCGCUCUGAAAGAGCGGUCACAUAGCCGCAAUAGGCGUUCAUAGCGUUGCCUGCAGGAGGACUGCCUGAACUGAAUUAAUAAAGUUAAUAUAUUUACAAAAUAUAUAUAUAUAUAUAUAUAUAUAUAUAUAUAUAUAUAUAUAUAUAUAUAUAUAUAAAAAUAGAAAUAUCCCCUGCACUCACGCUUGCAGUAUGGUCCAAUACCGGGCGCACCACCAGCGCUCCAAAGCAUGUAAAAGUCAACAAGAAGGAAGGCUGCUCUCCGGAUUUAAAACAAAAAAAUGUAUUAAAAAUAUUAAAAACCACGACCAACGUUUCGGUCCCCGCUCGGGACCUUCCUCAGGGUCAAAAAUAGAACAACAAGACAUAUAUAUAUAUAUAUAUAUAUAUAUAUAUAUAUAUAUAUAUAUAUAAUAUAUAUACGUCAUACUAAGUGUAUUCUUUUAUUAAUAUAUACAUAAAUCUAAAAAUACACUUCGUGUAAAAUUACACACGUACAUAUAUAUUAUUAUUAUAAAAAAUGUAAAAAUUAUAAUUUUAUUUAAUAAAAAAUUAUAUAUAUGUAAUUGUAUUCUAACUGUAUUUUGAAGUUAAUAUAUAUUUAUAUCAAAAUACACUUAGAAUGAAGUUAUAUAUAUAUAUAUAUAAAAAUAAUACAUAAUAUACAUAUGUCCAUAUACAUAAUUAUAUAAACAAUUUCAUAAAUAUACACGUAGACUUCAAAUAUAUAAAUAUGUAUAUAUAUUUAAAUUCUACGUGCAUAUUUAUGUAAUAUUUUUCCAUAAUUAAGUAAUUUUAUUGAAUGCUAUUUGGGGGACCUGCCUGACAACCCUGGCUGAAAGUCCAGAGAACUUAAUUUGCUAGCAAUAUAUUUAAUCCUGUAACUUUCCAAGACAUCCUAAAACCUGUACAUGGAGGGUACUAUUGUACUGAGGAGACUUUGCUGAACACAAAUAUUAGUGUUUCAAAACAGUAAAACAUAUUACAGCGAUGAUAUUGUCAGCGAACGUGACGUUUUUUGCAUUUUUCACAAACCAACGGCACUUUCACUGAUGAUAUCAUUGUUGUGAUAUGUUUUAUUGUUUUGAAACACUAAUAUUUGUGUUCAGCGAAGUCUCCCGAGUACAACAGUAGCCCCCAUGUAUAGGUUUUAUAGUGCUUUUGAAAGUUACAGGGUCAAAUAUAAGACUUAAUUUUCUGUUUUUUCCCACAUUGAAAUAUGCCACAUUGGUUAUGUUGCCUUUGAGAGCGUAUGGUAGCCCAGGAAUGAGAAUUACCCCCAUGAUGGCAUACCAUUUGCAAAAGAAGACAACCCAAGGUAUUGCAAAUGGAGUAUGUUCAGUCUUUUCUAGGAGCCACUUAGUCACAAACACUGGCUAAAGUUAGCAUUCAUAAUUGUUUUUUGCAUUUUUAACACAUAAACAAAUAUAAAUGCUAACUUUGGCCAGUGUUUGUGACUAAGUGGCUACUAACAAAGAAUGGACAUUCCCCAUAUUGAAUACCCUGGGUUGUCUACUUUAAAACAAAUUGUACAUGUGAGGUGUGAUUCAGAGAUUUAUGACAGAUAACAGUGUUAAAAUGUCACUAUUGAUCAAUUUUAAAAAUAUAUAUUUCCUACUUGUACUUAUAGACCUAUAACUUUCCAAAAAAGCAAAGAACAUGUUAACAUUGUGUAUUUCUAAACUCAAGCCAAAAUUUAGAAACAAUUUUUGUGUUUUUUGGCAGUUGUAGAUGUGUAACAGAUUUUGGGGGUCAAAGUUAGAAAAAGCAUGUUUUUAAAAAAAGAUUUAAUCAUAUUUUAUUUUUUUUGACAAUCUUUAUUUAUUAUUUUAUCUUUUCUUUUUUUUUUUUUUCAUCAAUGCGGAAAGACAAUACAAUUACAAUCUUAGAUAAAGGCCUAUAACAUCGGGCCUAGAGAAUCAUUGUUAUCGAAAAAAUACAGCGAGAUGGUAGCAUCUAAGCAAAAACACAUCGAAAACCACAACCGUAAACACCCUCCCGAACCCCAAGAAUGGCCAGCCUCUCAGUACCCCUUCGGGGGUCACGUGAGGCGAGUAGAGAGUAGGACAUGGUAAUCGCAGCUAUCCCGUUGGCGUCGUAAAACUGUGAUACGUAUCCACCACGUGUGUCUACCGCUACGUCCCCAUGGGCCAAUUGAUGCGCCCGCUCAUGUUCCCUAACCCCGUUAGCCCCCCUCUACUGCCCACCCGGUGUACCAAUGUGCUUAAUAUAUAAUUUAACAUCAGAAUGGCAUCCGGCCCGACAGCUCCCCCCCCACCCCCGUAUUGCUGGAUGCCCCUAUAGAGCAAUUCGGGCGUCUAUUGCCUGGGUAGUCCAUUUGGCUGCGUACCCCCCUACAGAGCCCCGACCCCAUGAAGGCGCAACCGACCUCCUGCCCGCGGGCCAAAUACCUUCCUUGGUGUGGGCCUCUCACCCAUCCCUACCAAGAUCUAUAACCACAUAGCCUCAUCCCCUUCAAGUGCACGUCCGUCUUAUUGCCUGCCGUAGCCUUAUAUCUCCCUCCCUGCGCUUCAAAAUGAUCCGUGAGCUUGGUUAGGGAGUCGGAGAAUUCAUAAACCUAUACCCGUGCGAUCCCCCCCGAUUGUCAACCGUCGGGACGUCAGGACGGGGACUGGAGGAGGAUAGUCAUAGCUGUACUGUCAGGUAAGUGCCGCCCCCAAGGUAGUUCGGAAUCCGUGUAGUUGUCAGUCUGUCAAGGGAGAAAGAAGUUGCGCGGUCGGGGGCGCCCCCCCCCGGCCCCUAAGCUUAAUCAUAUUUUAUGAUUUAUUUUUAUAGUAAAUGAUAUGAUAUGGUGAAAAUAAUGGUAUCUUUAGAAAGACCAUUUAAUGGCGAGAAAAACGGUACAUAAUAUGAGUAAGAGUAAAAUUACAGCUAAACACAAACAUUGCAGAAAUAUAAAAACAGCCCUGGUCCCAAACGGUAAGAAAAUUGAAAAGCGGUCUGGUCACUAAGGGGUUAAGACCACUAUUGCACCCCCAAUGCACACAUGGUAUAAGCCAAGUAUAUGGAGUAUAAAAUAUAGGUGCUCAUGAAGCACUAUGUUAAUCGGCAGUGUGGAAGGUGAAUAUAAAUGGAUGAGAAAGAGUGAAAGGCACAGGUAGUGCAGAUAAUCACCAGAGAUGUAUUCGAAAUUUACCUUUUUGCUGAGAUUUUUUGUGCUUUCAUAGUAUUUUCCUGUAAAAGCAGUGUUGGUCAAACUGUGAAAAUAUUACAAUAAAUGUCAGUGAAAUUUAUUUUAAAAAUUAUUUGAUAGAAACAUCUGUUCAUAUGUAUAAUAAAAUAGACGAUAAAGACACCCUAUGAAAUGAAAUACAAGGUCAUUCACUUCAAUAAGAAUGUUUGGGAAAUCAAAGUAAAUUUAAAAGUUAAAGCCAAAGUAGCUAAACUCUGAUCCCUUGCUGACUUCCAGCUUGGCUAUUUUGAUCUUCUAUUUGAAAUUCACUAUGAAAUCCUGACAAUUCUCAGUUUAGUUAAAAACUCUGCAGGAAGCCAAUACGCUAAGUCUGUACUGUGCUUCAGAUAUUAGAUACAGAACGCUCUCUUGUAUCAUAGUAUUCAUAAAUUUAGUUUUUCUGUUUUGUUUUAAUAAAACAACUUUGUGUACAUGUGUAAAAUGCUUGAAGAAUUGUACAAUAGUGUUACUACUGGUUCUGAGAUUUAUUUGCAAAACAAGAAUAUUUUCAGGGUUAGUGAAUUUCAAAUUUAAGUUCAAAAUAGCAAAAAUUCUCAGCUGUGCUUUCAGUUCAGCUACUCCAACUGUAAAUUUGAAAUUUAAUUUGAAUUCUCACUUUACUGAAUAACCUUGGUGUUAUUUCACGGGAUGCGGUGGUGCAAUACUGUGUUUUUGAUAACAUUAUGCUUGUUGGUGAGGAGGAAGAUGUCAUAAACCUGUCCUCUCCCAUCAUGGACUACCCAGAUGUACACAGACUAGGCUUCGACUGUCCUUUUAAUAGGGGGAUUUAAGUGACCAUACAAUCCCCCAAGACUGAUUUAAAAGAAAAACAUGGUUUCUGGCCCAGUCCACAUUAUGAACGUCACUUAUUGUACAAAAUCAGUACUAUUUAUACUACAGAGCGUACAAGCUGAAAUUCUGUUUUUCAUAAUGUAGGGAUUAUGACCAAUCCAGAUCUGUUGACUAUUCAUAAUUACAACUGCCCAUUUGAGUUUGUGGUACUUUAAAUAAUAGUUAUGCAUCCAACUAGUGCAGGUAAUAAUUUUUUUUUUUACUAGGGUAUUAGGUCACAGGCAAAUUGGUUAUUAGACACAAACACUUUAGAAACUCACAGGGACACGCACUUGGUUUGCUUGGCAAUUUAACCAUACUGAACAUUAGUAUAAGCAUUUAUAAAGUGUUUAAAAUUUCAAGUCCUAUGGUACUAAAAUGGUUACGCGUCAUAGCAAGUCUAGAGGGACUGAAUUUUCACUCACCAAUGGCAAGCAUAAAUGUUGUGUAAAAAAUAAAUUUUUUAUAUAUAUAUAUAUAUAUAUAUAUAUAUAUAUAAUCAGGGACAGGAAAUAUAUAAAAAGGAAAAUCGGCAGAAUGUACGGCAAAUAGCAAAAACUACACCAUAUGGUAGUUUAAUAAAUGUGACCAGCAGUUGGAACUAUGCAUUGAGAUCAGAGAUCACUAUUGGUAGCGAAAACAACUACACUAGUUUACUAGUUUGCCUUUUUAAAACAAAAAUAAAGUGUGUGCCAGUUUAAACAGGAGACAUGCUAUGUUAAAUGGACUCUCCAGUGCCAGGAAAACAAAUCCGUUUCCCUGGCACUGCAGGACCGUGCAGUACCCCCCUCCCAUGUUGCUGUAUGGGUUAGAACCCCUUCAAUGACUUACCUGAAUCCAGCGCUGAUGUCCCUGGGCAAGGCUCCAGCCGGGGGGAGAGGGAGACCUAAUGCGCAUGCGCGGCAAUAGCCGCCCCAAUAGGAAAGCCUUAUUUAAUGCUUUCUUAUUGGGGAUUCCGUCGACGCUGGAGGUCUUCAUGCAUAGCGUCAGGACGUCCAGCGUCGUAUAGCACACUUUACGUGUUUUUAAGAACACGGAUGUCCCUCUAGAGGCUGUCUGAUAGACAGCCACUAGAGGAGGACUUAACCCUGCAAGGUAAUUACUGCAGUGUUUAAUUACACUUGCAGGGUUAAGGGUGAUGGGAGUUGGCAGCCAGACCACUCCAAUGGGCAGAAGUGGUCUAGAGUGUCCCUUUAAGACAGGGAAUUAAAUAAUAAUAAUAAUUAAUGUAAGUGGAGUGACCCUCACACAGUGUAAAUUAUUUAUCCAAUUAUCCUUCUUUUCCUAUGGUGAGCUGGAGGUCAAUGUUAGAGGUAGCCCAGCCUCCCUGCCUGGGGGGAGGAAUGGGGGGGGGUUAAUGCAGGGUAACCAUAGUUACUGUGCUGAGCGGCCCUACACCGCUCUCAGAGAGAGAGAGAGAGAUCACCGGGACUGGGCGGCGCACACGAUGUGACGUCACAGGCAGCCUCCAAGGCUGCUCUCACGGAGGCAGAGUCCAGAGCACCUGCACUGAGCGAGCCGGCGGCGCACGCGAUGUGACGUCACGGAGCCGAGAAGGGAGGGCUGCACCAUGGGGUUCCUGAAGGCGGAAGCCCCGCCCCCAUACAGGCAUAAUGUAAACAAACAAGAUGGCUGCACCUUGACUGUCACUAGCAGUUAAGUACCCAGUGUCAGAUAUCUGGGGGUUGCAGAGUUUGUAAAAAAAAAUUUGAACUUUUUUUUUAUUAUUAUUAUUAUUAUUUUUAUUUUUUAAAAGGUAACUUUUAUAAAAAUAUAAUUAAUUUACAUAAAAUUUUUGUUUAUCAUAUUUAUCAUUUUUACCACCCUGAUUGACAACAGAAGGUCUAAUCCUAUCACUUCCUAUUAUUUUAUUUUAUUUGUGUAUUUUGCUUUCAACAAUUCUGAAUUAAAGACGAUGAUAAUGUAUAUAUGCACAAAUCACCCCCAUGAAUACACUAACUAGGACAUCUUUUUGGAAAGGGCUGAUAAGCUACAUGUAUAUUUUCCCCUUUCUUUCCCCACUGCAGGGUAGCCUCAUCAUAUAGAACAAGAGACCAUAAGAUACAAAACUGUUACUACAUACAGUCCAAACUGUCAGCUACUGAUGAUCACAAAUCCCAUGCAUCAGUAGCUACAUAGUAACUGUCGUUGCAAGAGGCAUCUCUAGCUUUCUAAACUGACAUAUGCUUUCUUAUCACCGUUGAGAUAGAUUGGCAAUUAUACCCGGCAUAAACUGAUACUCGUGAAGCGUUAUACACCUUCACUUAUAUGUCUGAUUACGGGUUAAACACAAUUCUGCAUAUUCAUAUUCCCUUGCUUUAUGUUAUAUUCUUUUAUGACAUUAAACAGGACAUUAUACUAAUAAUUGCUUUCUUUCAAGAUUACCCUUAUUACAAAUGAUUAACACUUAUUACUUACGUCACAUUUUGCCCUUCUGUCCGGUUGGUGAAAUUAUUAUCCAAUCGGUGCUGAGGGCGGUAUAUUCAAACUACUGUUAUACUUUGACUUGGUUCCCCUGGAAGAGCCGGUAUUCGUCGAAACGCGCGUCGGGGUUACUUCAGCAGUGGGUGGCAUGGGUAGAUAAGGGACGAUGCUGCAGCUACUACACACUUUAUAUCUCCUAGAUUAGCCACCUCGCUAUAUGUUUUUAACUUGGUAAUAUCGUUCUUAGAUAUCCAGUUAUUAGUUAGUUACGGCUAAACUUUUAGCAAGGGGUCAGAGGUCUGACGCUGUUUCGGCACUGUGAGUUGUGGGUUGGAGACGUGUGGGAAUUUGAUUAAACUAUGGGUGGGUGCACUUGCAGGCACCUUUUUGGUUCUUUUGAAUCUUUAAAUUACUAAUGUAUUCCCCUCCAUGGUCCCAGGUACAAUAUAUGAUUUGUACCUUUUAGCCGAAUACCCCUCCCCAUCCAUGUAUAUAUAGUACUUGUAGUCACUAGAUUUUUAGGUUUUACAGUUAUUUAUUAAAGGUUACGUUUUAAUUUAUUCCUACUCUAUAUGGGUUGCUUUAGCACUUGUAAGGUUUAGGUCGAGAGAUAUUUGGAUUUAUCUUUCUCAGACCCUGCCUUUCUUUUUCAUUCAACUCUCACUAACAUAUACAUACUCUCACCGACAUACACAUUGUCACUUACACACACACACACACACACACACACAGAAUAACUUACACAUUGUCACUUGCACUUUCACUAACAUACACACACUCUCACCGACAUACAGAGUUACAUUCUCACUAACACACACACCCAGAGUCACUUACAGUGUCACUUGCACAGUCUCGCUAACACCCACAGUUACACACUCUCACUAACACACACUGUCACUUGCACACACACACACACAAAGAGUUACCUAACACUCUCACUAACCCAGUGUCACUUGAACAUUCUCACUAAUACACACACACACACACUGUCACUCAAACACAAACCCACAUCACAAGCUACUUCCUGUUCCCCUUAGAGUGCUUCCGGUGUUCACAGACAGGAGGCACCUGGGAUACCAAGUCACACACUGGCUUCCCCUGCCUGCAGGAAGCAGUGUGCUCUGCUCGAAUGCUCUCCCUGAGCAGGCAAGCGGCAGAGAGGAGCCCAGCAGGUGAAUAGCUGCGCUGGGGGGAGGCUAAGGAGCCGCUCACUCAGCACAGCUUCCCCAGAUAGCAGCAGGGCAGCCCACCAGGAAACCUUCUGGUGGGCGCUCCCCAGAGGCCGGCGCCCCAGGCGAAUGCUUUUCGCCUAAUUAUAGCGCCAGCCCUGCAUAUCACUCAUGACUAUUAAUUGCCUCAUUUGUGUGACAUGCAUUGCACUUAUGGCUGCCAGAUCCAAACAUGCUGGACUUUAGAUAUCUGCUAGUGCAACCAUAGUCGUGAUUGCAGGUGGUGCGGGACAAUAUUCAAUUUAGGCAUUGUAGCACUGUGAUGGGAGUGGUCUCAGACUACUUCUUCCCAGCACUUGUGAACCGGAAUCUGCACUGGAGUAGAGCUUCCUGCAAGGGUUAUUGCAGUGCAUGCACUUGGCCAUCCCGGUCCCCACUGGACCACAGGGAAGCUACCCAUAAUGUUAGAUAUAGAAAGAGCUGCAGAAGAAGUGUCCCCAUCCUAUAAGUUAUACAAACAGCCCACACACAAACACACCACCACUGACAAUCCACAUACAAUCCCACAUGCAGCCUCACACAUACACACUACCAAACACACAAUGUGACAUAUCCACACACACAAUUCCACAAGCUGCCCCCAUACACAGCCCACAUUCAUGGGUAUCAUACACGAUGCCACAAACUACUCAUAAACAUAUACAAUUUAACAACCCACAUAUGUGCAAAUACAAUGCUACAAAGCAAUGUAACACCCAUAAAUAACACAAGCAGAACACGGCAACAUACAAAUAGCCCACACACAAAGUAUAUUGUAUGAGGGGGGCUUUCUUCUUGGCACCUCAAUUUAACCUCUUCCCGACCAGGUAUGUCCACCAACAAAAACUGUAGUAAAUCGCUACUUACCUGUUCGCUGGCGACCCCCCGCCAGCAAUCGCGAUCCUGGGGUCUGCCUGGGAGCUCAGGCAGACACCCACUGCCCGAUCUGGGCCAUGUGAUCGCGGGGUCCUCGUGGUCCGCACAACCACCAAACAACAAUUGGGACCCGACAAGAACUGUCCCGUUUGUACCACAGGGCCUAACAAGGCUUUGUUGCUUCUACUUCAGUGAGCACCCUGUAGUCUCUAGGAAUUGAGUGAGGUUUUUUUUCACAACAUCUGGACAGUUCAACAACAGACAGAUGGGUCCACUCCAUCAUAAUAAAACAGCUUUACCAUAGAAUUAAAUUCGUCCAGAUGAUUUAAAAGUUUCAAAUAUACAUUCAGUAACCAUGAGCACUCAACUUUUCAAAAGUGGCUUGCAAAAAAAAAAAGUAAUCAAAGUCACAGGCUUAGAAAAUGGGAAAGGCACUUAAUUCCUUAUGCACAGAUUUUUAUGGUUUCCUGAUGAUUCAGACCCAUACUGGAUCUGAAACAUGUAAACCUCUAUGUGACAAAAAAAGAGAGAUCUUAUGGAAACUAUCCAGCAUCACAAAUCCUUCAAGAAAAUAAUAGCAUUUCUGACUCUUCAAGACACAUACAUAUUCCAGUCUCCAUGCAAAGGAGGCAAUACCAAAGAUUUUGCAUCAAGAAAUGGCACGUUUGCCCUUUUUGUGACAAAUUACUGGUGGUUCUAACUGCACAUCAGAGAAAGCAGAGGAAUUUAUAAAACACGAUACCUGGACAAUUGGCUGCUGAAAUAUAGAACAAAGGAAAAACUAUUGGAAGAUGUGAUUUGACCUUCACAACUCUGGCAUGGUAAUAAAUUGGAACAAAUUCAAAUUAACCCUAACCAGAGAAACUGUUUACUUGGUUUGAUCAUAAAUUCGGUCAAAAUUACGAGUUUUCUUCUAAAGGAGAAACACACAAAACUUAUAAGAGAUCUAUGUUGCCUUUUAAGAGAAAAAGUCAUACAUAGUGAGAGUGGCUAUGAAAUCACUGGACCUGUUAACAGUUUCUAUACCAGCCAUCAAUUGGGCAAAGUCCCGCAUGAGAUUGCUGCAAGAAAAUCUCCUUUCAGAAAGGAGCCACAGCAGUCGGAAACUGGACUCUGGGAUGAAUUUAUGGACUCAUACAAGAGUUAAUUGACUUGGUCGUUGACACCACCAACAGGCUUUCCUAAGCAAAGAAGGUGAAUGAUACAACGAAUUCAGCAGAUGUCGGUUGGGAAACCUACUUAGGCAAAGUAUAUAUUAAAGAUAGAUUGUCCAGGGAGGAAAUACAUCCCUGCUCAAAUUAAAAGAAAUUAAGACAUCUAGAUGACCUUCAGAAGCCUGGAUAUGAUAGGCAGACAAUACUACAGCCCUAUCCUAUGUAAACAGGCAAGGGAGAACAAAGUCAUCAAUCCUCUCUGGCCUUUGAAAGUUGAUCAUGGAUUGGGCAGAAAGACAUCUCGUGGACAUCUCCACAAUCCACAUAAAGGAAUUCACGAAGAUCCUAUUAGAUGCCCUCAGCAGAGACCACCUGAAACAAGCAGAUUGGUCCCUGUCUCCUCACAUCUUCAGGCAGAUAAAGAGAUUUGGGACACUUACAGUGAAUCUUAUGGUUUCAUUGGUGAACAGAAAGGGUCAAGUAUUUGCUUUAAUCAAACAAACCACCCAUACUUUUUGGGUGCCCUAUCCAAAGGAAUUUCCGUUUGUCAUAUAUUUUUCCUCCUCUGCGCCUGAUCCCAAGAAUUUUAGUUGUCUGGUUUUCAGAUAUAAUGGAGAUGUCGAAAGGUAUUUACUAAAAUCUUCCCCGGAAGAGAAACAUAUUGGUAUACGAUCUGGUUCCCCUUUCGAUAAUAGAGACUCUCUAACUCACAGCCUGUCCCCGAUUGGAUAGGGCGUUCCUCCAUUUCAGUUUUUACACAUUGAAAUUUGCCUGAUUGGUUUACUCUGCCUUGUUGUACUAAAGAUGUUUGCCAUGAAGGGCUGAAUCAUUUUGAGUCUGAAGAACUUAUAAUAAGUUGCAUUUUCAGUUAAAAUUUGGUAAACCACUUGAAGCAUCCAUUAUGUUUAUCUAUCCUAAUUGAUUUUCUUUGAUUUGUUAAUUGCAAACAGCCAAAAGUCUGUAAAUUUUGACAAUGAACCUGAUUUUCAAUAGGGGUUAAUUCUGAUUACAAUUGUGUGUGUGUGUAUCUAAAUAAAUAAUUUCCUUAAUAUAUAUUAUAUAUAUAGUUAAUACAAUGUUAAACAAAAAUCUGCACACCAGUCAAGCCAUAAGACUUGCUUUUCCCACAGAAAUCCCAAAUCAGCAGUGAUGUUACAACCGCAAACGAUUCUGGGUGGGCAUAUGCAAAUUAGUUUAACAAAGAAUCACAUUUUUGCCUCAUUCCAUUUUAAACAUGGAUUCCUUUUUAUUUGUGUUUGCAGUAUACAACUGCUUGGAACACAAUUUAGGAUAAGAUGCAAAACCAGUGAACCACUCAUAGACAGCCGUUUCAUUGUUAAUGCAACUCAUCAGCAUGAGGUUGGUUACUGGUUUACUUAUUGAGGCUUCGUAGUGCUUGGGAAGCAAAAUCCAAAUAGGUUAUGGUGGGGAAAAAUUGUGAUUGAAAACCCCUUCCACCGGAAGACUAUGGAUAGUUAAUACAAUGUUAAACAAAAAUCUGCACACCAGUCAAGCCAUAAAACUUGCUUUCCCCACAGAAAUCCCACAUCUGCAGUUAUGUUACAACCGCAAAGGAUUCUGGGUGGGCAUAUGCAAAUUGAUUUAAGAAUCACAUUUUUGUCUCAUUCCGUUUUAAACAUCGAUUUCUUUUAAUCUGUUUGCAGUAUACAACUGCAUGGAACACAAUUUAGGAAAAGAUGCAAAACCAGUGAACCACUCAUGGACAGCUGUUUUGUUGUUAAUGCAAAUUGUGUUCCAUGCAGUUGUAUACUGCAAACACAGAUUAAAAGGAAUCCAUGUUUAACCCCUUAACAACGAGUGACGGAGGUCAGUCACUCGGGGAUUGCCAUAACGACGAGUGACGGACCUUGUCCGUCACCCGUUAAAAUUAACCCCGGAUCGCGGCAAUCGCGGGGUUAAUGGUGCUCCGGUCUGCCUCUGUAUUAGAGGCAGACCGGGAGCACCCGAUAGUGCUGCCCCAGCACAUGUGCUCGCUCUGACAGCAUGUCAGAGCGAGCACAUGUGCUUAGUAUACUUACCUUCCGCCUCCCUGCACUUCCUGGUUCUGUGUGAAGUGCAGGGAGCCGGAACAGUGCUGAUCCUGCCCCCUGUUAAAAAAAUUAAAUAAAGUUUAUUUAAAAUCCCACCCCCCUUUACUCAUUUUAAUUAAAAAUUAACCCCUUCCCUGCCAAUUGAUCACUGACUACAGUGAUCAAUUGGCAGGGAUUACAUUUUACUAUGAUCUGAUUUUUUUUUUAACCCCUGAGGGUUAAUUCUUUUUUUUUUACCCCUCAGGGGUUAAAUUAAUUAAAUUAAUUAAUUAAAUUAUUUUUAAAUUAUAUAUUUAGAUAGCUGGGGUAGGUGGAAGUUAGUGGGGAAUUGGGGGAUUUGACGUUAGGCUAACUAGGGGUUAACGUUAAAAAAAAGUUUUAAAAUAAACUUUAAAAAGUUAAAAAUUAAGCUUAAAAAAGUUGUAAUAACGUUUAAGUAAAAAAUUUAAAAAACGCCCCCCUUUACCCAGUCCAAAUAAAAAUUAACCCCUUCCCUGCCAGUCGAUCACUGCCUACAGUGAUCAAAAUACAGAUCACAGUAUUAUACUGUGAUCUAAUUUUUUUUAACCCCUGAGGAUUAACUUUUAUUUAUUUUUUAACCCUCAGGGGUUCAAUUUAUUUAAUUAAUUUAAAUAUUUUAUAAUUAUAUAUUUUGCUAGCUGGGGUGGGUGGGAGUUAUGGGAAAAUGGGGAAUUUACUGUUAGUGCUGCUUACUGCUAGUUAGGGGUUAAUGGUAAAAAAAAAAAAAAA
Pelobates cultripes (western spadefoot toad) is the source of this 47972-nucleotide messenger RNA. NCBI's taxonomy places the organism in Eukaryota, Metazoa, Chordata, Amphibia, Anura, Pelobatidae. The record is from the annotation of a GenBank genome assembly.